Cinara cedri is the source of this 44694-nucleotide messenger RNA. Lineage: Eukaryota; Metazoa; Arthropoda; Insecta; Hemiptera; Aphididae. The record is from the annotation of a GenBank genome assembly.
AUGGCUAAAAACGGUGAUGUUGAGGAUGUAAUUGAGAAUAAAAUGUCCCUUUUUUAAGCCGUCUCUCCAUAUUGCGACAAAAUAACGAAAAAUGAAAUUCUAACACAAAACACGGUGGACUGUCGUGUUGAAACUUUGAAACGUUAUUUUAUUUGUUUAUCUGUUUUUCAGAAGUUUACGCUAUCGCGGACGGUCGUGACCAAUCAGUAUUUAUUAACAACGUACAAAUAUUAUUUCUAUACAUAAAUAAUAAUAGAUAGUACUAUACAUUACUAUUACCUAUGUUACUCACAUGUUUUUCGUUAUAGACGGCCGUUUCUCAUAAGUUCACGCUAUCGCAGACGGCCAUAACCAAUUAUUAUUUUUAUCAACGACGUUCAAAUAUUAUUUCUGUAUACUGUAUAAGCACUAUUAGCACGCAACACACUAUAGAAGUAUAGGGUAUAGAGAUAGACUAUUCCAAAUAAUAUUCCAUAUUAAAUAUAGUGUAUACAAAAAUAUUUUUCCCCACUGCUUAUCUUUAGUUCGACAUUUUAAAGUAAUUUUCUUGAAAAUAUUGAAAAAAAUUACUUAUGCUUCGCGGUUCACUGAAGUAGUCUCCACGGAACCCUGGGGUUCCACGGAACACAGUUUAAGAAACGCCGAUCUAGUAAUAAUGGAUAAUAAUGAAUAAUUUGCAAGGUUUUUAACGUUAUUUACUACGAAUUCACGUUAAUUCCAAACAGUAUUAGUUAAUGAUGUUAAUUGAAAUUCAAAUAGAAUUUUAUGUUAAUUAUUGUAUAUUUGUUAGUUAAUAAAAAAAAAAAGAUGAUAUUUAAAUUUGUAAAUGAUAAUUAUUUAUUUUCACACGAUAAAGAAAUGUGGCAUUUAUAAUUGCAUAAAUUCCCAACUACACGACAGGUACAUUUUUUCGUUUUACAUUUCGUCUUACGAUGCCAUCUUUAAUAGCCUUGUGUGCCCAUAAGACUAUUUCAGGCUGCAGCUUCUCGAAAUAUUAUCUCUUUUUUUCCCGACGAUUCAAGAAGUUUUGAGAUCCAAUAAAAUUUGUAUGGUACAAGGUGAGACCUCUUUGUACUUGUGUUUAAGAAAAUCAUUUUCGGUACCUUAUUCAAAUAUAAAUACGUCAGAAAGCCCUAUCCUAGCCCUAUCACCCACUAAGCUUAUUAAUACAGCAGCUGUAAUACUAUCUAGUAUCUAUCGCCGUAAAGAUAAUAUUUUACAAAGUGUAUAGAAAUUAUCGAUAUUCAAACCAAACAAAUAAUUAAAAACGAUAUAAACUCGUUUGUUCGGUAACUAACGUAAUUUUCUAGAAAAUAACGUUAUUUUGGUUUAUAAAAUCAUUUAAUGUAACAUAAACAUAUACAACUGGAUGGCUAACUAGAAUCCAUAAACAAUCAGUUAUUCCGUGUGAUAAAGUCUUUAUCAUAUAAGUAAUCUUGCGCCUUAUUUAGUCACAGCUCGGAAACCUAAUACCACAACGACAUGACUAUUUGUAUAAUUUCUAUACUCAUUAUUUAACUAUGCUGUAAGAACAUUUAUAAGAUUUGGUUUUUUUUUUUUUUACUUUAAGGGUGGAUUGCCUCCUCUUGGCCUAUAUUUAUAUGUAUAUGUACUAUGCAGUCACUUUAAUAAGUGAAUAGUGUACUACUUCUGGGUUAUUCGACCCAUUGUAGAUACCUACCAGAAUAUAAAUAUUUUCGGGAUGCUUUAUCAUGAUGGUUCCGUCAAAAUACUUGAUAUGCGGAAUACUGUUACGGCUUUAGGAUAGCCCUAUUUUUCGUGGAAUACACUCACUUUUCCGUGGUCGAUAAGAAAAAAAAACGGGAGCUAGAUAGAUGAGCGCGGGCGCAUCACAGUAGAUGGAAAUUAAUUCUCGUGUCUCUAAAAAUUACGGAAGGGAGAGGGGGGGAGAAAGUGAGAUGUGAGUAUGUUUAAUAUGUAAAAUAUUUAACUUCCCCCCACCCCUUAGGGCUCGUUAAGAACCACUACUGUUUGUAUAAACGGGGUGAUCAAUUUAUCAAAAGACACUCAUUAUCUCGGAAAGUAUUAACUUUUUCCGGAAUUUAUUUUCUUGAACAUUUAAGAAACAAGCUGCUACAAUCUUAUUUUCAUGUUAUUUUUUAUUACCCUUAUUUUUUAGGGGUAAAACCAUUACAUACUUUUGAUUUUCAAAUGGCAAUCUAUAUUAAAAAUUCCAUAAAUAGACGGAGUAUUAUUUAAAAUAAAUGUAAGUGUUGAAAUUUUUGAUUUCCGUCAAUCCAUUGACGAGAUAUUCCACUUUUAAGUGUGGGUUGGAGGAGAGUAACGGAGUAUCAUUUGUGUGGAGGUAUAGCGCGUGGCGUGUUAACAAUGCACCACCACUCUCCUCAACCCAAACUUAAAAGAGGAAUAUCUCGUCAAUGGAUUGGCGCAUAUCAAAAAUGUCAACUCCAACAUGUAUUUUAACUAAUAUUUUGAAUACAGGAAUUUUUAAUAUAGGUUGCCAUUUGAAAAUCAAAAGUAAGUAGUGGUUUUACUCCCAAAACUAAGGGUGACUAAAAAAUAACAUAAAUAUAAAAUUUUAAAGCACCCUGUUUCCUAAAUAUUCUAGAAAAUAAAUUCCAGAAAAAUUAAUACUUUCCGAGAUAACGAGUGUCUUAUCAUAUAUUGAUUAUUAUAGUAUCAAUGACGUGCAUUUGAGGGUCUUAACUUUCAAUCCCCCUCCUUACAAUUUUCACCAUUUUUUAUUUUAUUUUUUGGAAUUAAUAGUAUAUAGUAGUGUUAAUUAUUAUUUUUAUAUUUUGGUCUGGGGAGGAUUUUUCCUGACAUCCCCCAGGCUUUCCCUCAUACACUUCCCCGUACUAUGUACGCCACUGCAGCUCCCAUAAAUACGCCACUGGUAGCGACGAAUACUCGAGCGGACGGACGUAUUGUACGACAUAUAUCCGCGUUUGUAUGCGCAUGCCGUCUUAAACGCAAAUAACCUCCUCCUCCUCAUGUUUCUCCUCUUCUCCCCACCGAUAUAUAAGUGCGCGUUCGCGUGUGUGCGAUCACACAACUUUUACUUCUACUAUUACUACUAUACUAUACUGCUGUGUACGGUUAUACUACUACUACUACUACUACUACUACUACUACUAUUACUACUACUACUACUACUACUACUAUAUAAUAUAAUGUACUUACUAUCGUUGUAAUAUAUAUACAGGGGGGACUGACGGUGUCCGGAAGAGGAGAGCUUUCGGACGGUUUUCGGGCGAUUUGAGAAUUUGGUCGCACGCAGUGUAUUUAGCGCGCCGGUUACAGCCGCUACUGUACACUACGCACUGAAGCACCGGUGGCGCCACGCGCCAUGCACUCCUUGGUCGUCGUCGUCACUUCUCGCAAACUCGACCGCCAACAGGUAAGACUUAAACAAAAUAAAAUAAAAUAUUAUUACAAUAAUAUAAUAGGAUGUCUUUUUGAAAUUUGUUUGGUUAUUUUUUUUUCGUUUAACGCGUUUUGUUAUCGUUAUUAUUAAUAUUAUCAUAAUUUUUUUUUCGUUCGCUCAUGGCACGCCGGCAUAGGAAUCCUAAUAAUAUUUGGUUUCGAUUAUAUUAUAACAUUAGAAAUAAGAAUUGGGGGGAGGAGACACUGUACAAUUUGUUUACAUUUUUAUCAUUUUUUACCCGCGGACUUUAACAUUUACGAUACACGAAUUUUAAAUUAUUAAGUUUUUUUAUUUUUAGACUAAAUUAAUACAGACGUCGAGUCAGUUUUGUUUUAAAAACAUUUUUUAACUAUGCUUCACGAUAUACAAAUAUUAUUAUGACUUCGUUAAUUGAAACAAUAUUUUUUCAUUUUAUUUAUUAUGUUUAACUAUAAUGGUACUUAUUAUUUUAGAGUUUAAUUCUGAAAUAUUUAUGAUAAUCCGAAUUCACGUUAUAGUUUUAAUUAGGUAUUUUAUUUCUAGUUAUUAGAUAUUAUAGAUUAAUUAAUUCACUAUACAAAUUAUUAUUAUUAUUUAAAACAGUUAUAGUUUUAAAUAUUUGAGAAAAAAAUGUCCUUUUUGUUUUCAUAUAACAUAUUAUAUGCGUAAGUACUCGUAUAUUAUAAUUUAUCCAUUUUAUAAUUUUAAUGUAAAAGACGAAUAUUAAAUACUAUUUUUCAGAAAAAAAAAUUGCUAUGUAAUAAUAUGUUUCGUUUUUGUUUUUUAAGUAAAAUAUGAGAGUAUUGUCUACAAAUAAUACUAUUAUUUAAUUAGACGAUAUUCGGGUAAAAAGGAAUAAGUUCAUUGUGUUCAUUAUUCAAUCCACUGUCUAAUUUUACUUAGGUUAUUUAUAUACUAUAAGGUGUAAAGUUGAGGAAAAAAUACUUGAAAACAAAUGCAAGAGAUUUUCAAAUAAUUUGACAGUUUGACAGUUGGUUUAAUUUCAUUAAAUUUAGUGUUAUAUAUUAUGAAUUAUUAGUUCAAAUGAUUUUUUAUUUUUAGCGACUCGUUAUAUUAUUAGUUUAAAAAUUUUAACAUUUAAAGAAUAUACUAAUACAAACAUUAUUUGUAUUAUUAUUUUAUGUAUACAAAAUAUGAAUUAAUGUUACGCAUGUACCGAACAAAUAUUCUUGUAAAUCGUCGGAUUAGGAAUUUUAAAACAAUAAUAUUACAAUUUUAUUGGAAAUUGUUGGAUACGGUCAUAUGCGUAUAGGUAGGUAAUAAUUAAAUUAUAUAAAAAGUAAGUCGGUAUUUUAAAUAUUAUGUGUGGUCCGGUUAUACAUUAUAGAUGACCUACGAAUUAUGACGUUUUAGAUUUGCGAUAAUUUCAGUUAUUCUUAAAAAUUGUUAUAAUAAUAAGUUUGUUGUUUCUAUAUCAGUUCCCAAAUUAUUGUAUAGAUGUGAUAUUUCGAACGGUUUUUAUUAUUGUCACUAUAUUAUUAUUGUUUGAAAGUAUCUAAUCUGCAGCGGCGUUCACGUAAAUAAUGAAAGGAAGAGUCAUUCAAGUCCACAUAUAAAUUUGUGUACUUUAUAUAAAAUUAAAAAGGCAAUGGGUAAAAGGAUCGGACCCCCAAUUUCUCCCGGGAAUGGUCAACUCCUACAAAAUUAGGUAAUCUCCUAAAUUGACAUAGUGAUAACUCCUACACGAAAUAGCGUAAUUUUCUACACUAGAUAGGUAGCAUUAUAAUAAAAAGUUUAAAAAAAAAAUUUUAACUUUUUUUUUUUUUUAAUAAUUUCAAUCUUUUAAGUUGAGAUCAUUAACAUAUGAUAUCCAAUAAUUAAUUCAAAAUAAUACUCAUAAUAAUUAUUAAGAUGAGAAAAGAUAAUACAUAACUAAAUACAUUUUUAUCAUAAAAAUUACCAAUUACCCAUACAAUCAGUCAUAUUAUUAAUUUUAAUUUUUUAUCAUAUUACAUUUUAUUAUAAAAUCAGUCGUAUUUUAAAUUAACAAAAUCAAUCAAUCCUCCUCCUCAAUUAUACAACCUUGUACUUAACAUGUUUUUAGUUUACGAUUUGAAAAAAAAAACACAUUGAAUAGUACAUGUAUAAAACAGGGACUCAAGUGACUUUAAAUUUUUUCAACUAUACUGGAAAUUUAUUAUUAUAAUAGAUACAAUACCUAUCUAUAUUCUUAUGAAAAAGUAAUAUACUGUUACCGGCCUUGGCGACAACGGUAACGGGCUUAGGUUAACAAGGGGACAAACUUAUAUAGAAUUGAAUUAGAAAAUAUCGAUUAGCGUAAUAAUACGUACGCAUUUUUAUUUUGUUCACUUAUCCUCUUUCUCUGUACAAUAUUAUUGUCACUAUUUUUCUGUAUUGCCUUAACACGUCCAAUAAUAAUCGGAGUUGGAAUGAUCAAUCGCUGCAUACUACAAAAUAGCUUUGGUCUCAACAUUACAGGGAAGAAUUGUUUAAGUCAAUUUAAUUUAAAAAAAAGUCGGAAAAAAAUCGGAAAUUACGGAAACAUUACUGAAAAAAAAUUACAUAAACUGCAUUUUUUAAAAAAAAUGCCGAAAAAUGUUUUCGAUUGCAAUACGAGAAGAAUACUAUUUUAAAUUUGAAUCAUUAUGUAUCUUAUAGUUAUCGGGCUACAUUAAUAUAUAUUAUUAGUAUAUAUGUAUGGAAAACGCGUAUAAACGCAUCACGCGCAAAGGAAACAUCACAUUUCGGUUGAUGGAUUGGAUAAAUCUUUUUGUUACGAUUCUUCAGGAUAUUUUCCCUAAAUGAGCGCGUUUUGGAAUUUUCAUCCGAACGAUAUAUAUUUUUAAAGGUUAAGUUUAAAAUGUUCAGCGUUUAAGGAAUAUCCGAGCAUCCAUCGUUCGGCAGAUACCUAUUAUACACGAACGUAUAGAUUGCAUUACUAUUUAUAAGUACACGUUCGAAGUAUAUACAUAAUAAUUGUUUAGAAUUCAGUAUUGUUUGUGUUAAAUACAUAAUAAUAAUAAGUGUUUAAAUACUUUCGGUUCAGAAAUGGAAACAUAUAAUAUUAUGUAUUCCAUAGUUAUUAAAUUUUAAUGUUCAGUUUAAAAAAGUAAUAAUAUCGUCCGUCCGACCGAUUCACAAUUGUACGGAUCUACGAGUGAAAUAUUAAUACAUUUACUCUGUAAUUGGACAAAUUGAUAUUCAUUUGAAAAUCAUUGGAAAUAAUAUUAUAUCUACAUAACGUAUCUAUAUUGAUAUUUAUCAUCACGUUGGGGAUUUAGUUAAACGUUUAAAAAGUUUCACGGAAAACCCAUCAACGUCUUUGUAUAACAUUACAAUAUUUGUAUAUGUACGAGUUACCAGCCAUUCUGUACGGCCGACAUCUAAUUUCUAGGUCGUUAGACGAUAGUGUGUUAUAAUAUUAUUAUAGUCGUCCAAAGUAUAUAGCGUAGGAAGUUUCCUAUUUGUUUAAAUACCCUUGAAAUAAGGACUCGGUUUAUAUUCGGCAAAGUAACUAUCAAUAGACUGUAGCCUUUAUGCAUAUUGUAAUAAUAUACACUGUAAAUUAUUUGGACACUAACGACAGUAUAAAGUUUGCGCGUCGAAGUUGUUGUGAGAAAAACGACACAUUAUAGAUUAGAUUAUUGUUAUACAAUAAUAUACGAGUGUAAAUCCGUUUUGAGCUUAGGUACCUACCCCAUCGAUAAAUACGCGAAAUUGAAAGACGUCGCCACGUUGGGAAUUUUGUAUAUUAUGAUAGUUGAUUCAAACAUUCUGAAGUGAAGAAUGUUACAUAACAUAUUUCGUCCUUUUUUGGGGGUUUUUAACGUAUAACGGCUAAUGCGAUUAUACUAUUUAGGUGCAUAGUAUAGAACAAGUGUAGUAAAACUAUGUGUGCUUUAUACAAAUACUUUACGUGUAUGCGCUCUUAUAUAUAAUAAGUUCAAAGGAAUCAUUGGAAAACUUUUAACUUUGUCUAUUUUGUCAAACGGAUUAGUUUUAUUAUAGACGAACAAAACUACAUAAUUAUUCUUUAACGUACCUAUAUUUUAUCGUUUAAAUCAAUUAUUAAUAAAAUUACAUUUAAAUUUAAUUUUCUUAUAAAUAUUAUAUCGGACCAAAAAAAAAAAAAAAGAAAAAACCUUAAUACAUUUUGUAUUUAACUGAUUUUUUUUUUUUAUUUUUAUCAUGAAUAAUAUGAAUAUAAUGUAUUGUUAUUGUGUAUAAAAUAAUAAUUAUAUUAUAAUAUAUAUUUAAUUUAAAAAAAAAUUAGGAAUAACGAGCGUACAAAAAGAAAACAUUAAGCUAUAUAUACAGGUAUAAAAAUAAUACAUCUGAAGAAUUUAAAUUAGCUGACUGAUGAAGUUCUCGAGACACCCUCAACGGCACUUCAAUUAUACUAAGCAUUAGUUAUAAACGGUACUGUAAUUUAACUUGUUGAAUUUUUUUCUUUAGAUUUUUUGAUGAUAUCUUAGCUUUAUGAUUAAUUAUAGCAUCUACUUAAUUGGUUUGUUACCUAUUUUAUUUUCUCAUUUAUUCUCUAAAAUAAUCUCUUGGGUAGGUCAUUGUCUAUAUACGAUUUCGGAUUAGAGAAAGCGAUUCAAAGUUUUAAAACCUAUUGAUGUUAUUAUUUCAAAUUUUUAUCACAAUAUUAUUCAAUAAUUUAUAAAAGUGUUCACGUAAAUAUUAUCAAAAUGGGAGGAGAGGAGGGUACCAAUAAGGUUAACGGAUUAUCACUUCAAAGGAUCUUCAGUAUAUUUACCUAUCUUCAGUAAAUAACUUUAUUAAAUUUGUUGUUUUACCUAAAUGAGUUUCUACAGUUCUCACCAGUGCUGAUAUAUAUACCUCUAUAGCUCCGAUACAUAAUUACUAAUGAGAAAUAUGAUUACUUAAACCAAUAUACCGGUACGUUAAUUUACAGUAAUACUAUUAUAUAUCACAUAUUCGUAUUAAAUAUUAGUACAUAAGUUUUGUAUCGGAUUAAAAUUGUACAAAAAGGUCACGUACCUAGACGCUUUUUUUUAUAACUAAAUAAAUCCAUUAAAUAAUAUAGUAUUUCGUAAAAAACGUGUAUUUUUUUUUUUUUUACGCUAAUUCGUCAAAUAUUCUUAUGCGAACCGCGUUUAUAUAAUACAAUUGUUUCAACAUUUUAUAAGUACAAACAAAUCUAGAUUCGCAAUUAGUUGUAUGUUUUAUUAUAAUAUAAAUUAUAUUAUUUUAGUGAACAUUUUUUGCAAAGGUGCGUUAAAAAUUUCCUUUUUAUUAUAUUAUAUAGAUAUUGAGGGCAUCAGUAUUCGCGAAUAUAUAAAAUAUGACAAUCAUUGAUGAAUAUUUUUUUUUCUUAUACGAAGUUUGAACCUUACGUAUAGUCGUAUAUAGAUAUAUAUUAAAAAAAAAAUGGUUUACAAAAGAAAAUAAAUCAUGUAGUGACACGAAGAAAAUGUCUUGAAAUUGUAGUAGUACAAUAGGUAAAUAUAUAACGUUUUAGAUUUAGAAAAUAUUAAUAUUACAUUUUUAUAAAACCAAUAUUAAAUUAUUAAUGAAAUUGGAUUUUAACCGUUUUUAUAUUUUUUUCGGUGUUUUAACGUUGAGCUAAUUCCAUACCUUGUUUUAGUCAUACAAUUAUUUUUUUCUUCUACUAUAUAAUAAUAGUAAUACAAUACUAUAAUAUUAUACUUCCAAUAAAAUGACAAAAAUGUCUAGAGAAGUGUUAAAAGCUAGAAAUUCACCCUCCUCUCAUAUCAAUACACGGUGAAAUUCAUAUUGAAAUUCAAACCAAUUUUGAUCACUUUAAUUCACCCGUAAAACAUAUUAAAUUCACGAGUUCGAAGUUAUUUCGUCCAGAGAAAGUCGAUAGAAUAUAGUAUAUAAAAGUAACGAGAAAAAGAUAUAGGUAUAAUGAAUAAAUUGAUGCAAUAGUAGACUGCAAUAUCGUCUCUAUUUUCGGGAAAAAAUUGAUCAAAAACGUACUUUUAACGGCAUCACGUAAAAUGUUUCGGAUCUAGUUAUGUAUCUCCAAAUACAUUCGAAAACUUUGUACAUUCAUUUCGAACAUGUUGUCGUUUUCAAUACGAUGAUUAUGUGAGUAUUGUCCACCUCCGAUAAAACACCGAUCGUGACACUAAAACCUGUCGAAAUUACUGAAUCGGACUCUCCUGAGUGCUGGGCACGAUGACAGCCACAGAAAAAUAGUUGGAAAACCGUAUGUGCAGAUAGAUCAAUCAUUACGAAAUUGUUUAAGGUUUACUCUAUCAUUGUUUUAAAAUUAUUACUCUUACUCCAUUAUACGACGUUAAAUUAAUGUUUUUUUUUAAAUUUUUAAAUGGCUACCCUUCGAUAUUUUCUUCUCACCCCCAAUAGUUCGAAAAACAAUUUUUUUUAAACAUUUUGAUAUGCACAUAAAAAUUUGUGUUGGAUUUACCAAUAAUGAGUCAUAACAGCUUAAUAGAUUUAAAUCUUAGGCGUAGGGUAGAGUAAUGGAUUUCAUAUUAAUUUUUUGAUAACGACCCUUCCCUACCCCUUCUUCUAAACUGUUAUGACAUAUAAAUAUUAAAUCCAAUAUUAGCGUUUUACUUUUGGAUAGCAACAUUUUUAGAAAAAUAGUCUUUUUAAAAAGGAGGGAUGGGGACUUUGAUAUUUGAAAAUAAAAAGUUGCUAAGAAGUGUUUAUGUUAUUUAUGGUAUACAGAAUAAGGGUAUAAUUUUAAAAAAAAAUCUGUAAUAAUUAAUAAUGUUCAUUGAACAAUUUUAUUUUAUUGAUUGCAAAAAUAAAAACCAAAAUACAUUUCACUUAAAAUUCAAAAUAUUUUUCUAGAUAAUACAUAGAUGUUGGUGGAAUGUAAUAAAACAGUUUUUUUGUAUACACGUAAAUACUAUACGGAUUAUUCCGUUCGUCGUAAAUCGGACGAAAUUUCAGAGGAAAUCUCAUGUCGGAACCGCGUUAUCAUAGCUGUUGUCAAACGCGUACAACCCUUAGAAUAACGAAUUCUUAAUAUUACCUACUGCGUGGUUUAAUCUGACCCGUGAGACCGAUAACGGAUUCCUCGCCGGUCCCGAUUAUAAUAAUAUGUAAGGGACCCACUGUGCGACAUCACGUCAUGCCAGUUAACAGUCGGUAUCAACAGUUUUCAGUAGGUACUUAUUAGUAGUUGUUCAUCAGAUGUUGUGCGAGCUUCAUGCGAAUUAUUUUAAUAAAACAAUCAACGUUCUAUACCAUUGUUCCGAUACACAUACCGAUAAUAUUAUUACAUUACUAUGUCACGCGAUCAUCAUACUACUUAAGCCGGGUUCUCCGUGACUCGUGUAUUUGACGAAUAUACCUGAAUAUUAAAUAAUCGCCAACUUAUACACGGGUACAGCCAAGUAGACGAUUCGCGCGGAUUCUCACAAACGAAAUAAUUCUUAUUCUUUUGUAGUUCAUCGCUACUGUUAUAUAUAGACGAAUUUCGGGUAGCCAACCGAAAAAUAAUCGUCACGUCGUGGGAAUAAACUUUACCGACAAUCCGCGCGGGAAGGUGGCGAAGAACAAAUCACGUUGUACUCCCAUCUUCCGAUGGGUACCUAUUCCUCGUACGUGAAUACUUCUAUUCUCGAAUAACAAAUAAUCGGUGAAUAUAUGUGUCGCGGGAACCCACGUGUUUAUAGAACUGUUAAGUCAUUUUCGUACAAUUAGCUAUUUUUUUUAGAUGCCAAUAAAAAUAUAUUAAAUAUAUGUACUAUGCAGAUGUGGAUCAAUAAUACCAAAACUUGCCUUUAAAAUAAGUUUGAGAGAAAAAAAAAAAUUAUCACAUUCAAAUUUAUGAAAUCCUUAAAAUAUGCCAUAAAAAUCCAAACACUUCAAAAUACGCAAGAUACUAUUUUUUGUAUAUAAAAUCGUUAGCCAAUCAUAAAAUGUAUUUCAAUAUAAACUAUCUAUUUUUUUGACUAACUAAUACAAACAUUAAAAAGUAUAUCUGCCCUAAUAAUAAGUAUUUCAAGCAUGAUAAUUUUAAUAAUGACAGUAUUGAUUCUUCGUGUAAAGCGAUAAUUUGGUAUCUCCUAGCACGUAACUCUCGUAUUGCCAAAUAAUAUGUCAAUUUUGGUUUUUCAAGCAGUGCUCUUCUUUACAUCUAUAACUACGUGCAAAUUGCUUUGUAGCCUUUUCAUUGCUUAUUGUUAAUCUCGAAUACCACUAAAGAGAAUCCUUAAUAAAUGAAGAAUUAAGUGGCCCAUUAUCAACUAGGGUGAGGAAAAUUACGUAUCUUAUCGAUCUACAAAUUAUGCCACUAUUGCUAAAUCUACCCAGAUAUUACGUAUGUUAACUGUUAAGGGUACUAUAUUAUUAUGUUCACAUUUUGAUUAAAAUAAUGUCUGCUAAUAUUUCACUAUACAUAUAUAUAUAUAAACUCGAUAGACGAUUGUUGUUCCGAACAUGUCCUGUAUAUAAUUGGAGUUCUCCCUUCCCGAUAUACGGGUCACCAUCACUGGACAUUCGGUAAACGAGCGGCCCGAAAUACGGUACUGACUCAAAAUCAAUCAUUCGUCUUUUGCGCAAACGAUAACUUAUUAUUAUACGGAUAUUUUUCGUUUCCAUAUCAAACCACGCACGUAAACCUUUAUUGGUGUAUAUAAUUCGAAUGAUCGAUGAUCAUUUUUUUUUCUACUUGCAUUAAUAAAUCAGUUUUCAACCAGCGGCAUAAACAAGUUUUUUCAAUAGCCCCCCUCCCCUUUUUAAUAAUAAGUAACUCGGUCUGUAGACUGCUGCAGUUAGAAUAUUAACUUUAUUAUAACAACAGUGCAGAGGGUCACUACCUGUGUUAUAAAAGAAAUGAAUGCAUACCUAUUUGUUUUAUUUUCAAGCUCGUCAUAUGAUUUGUUUUUUUUAUAAUGUAAAUAUUUUCUCAUAUCGUAAAAACAUUAAAAUAAUAAAUUGCUCUAUUUAUUGCAUAGGACAUAUUAUUGUGUAUUAAGGUGCAUCAAAUUACCGGUAUACACAUUAAAGAAAAAAAAAAGUAGAACAUAUGUCUGUAAACUAUUGUUAUUCAUCCUAAAAAAAAUAUGCUACACAAUUUUUCAUAACUGCUGUUAUUGGCUUGAAAAUAACUCAUUAUGCGGAAUAUUAUUUGCACUGUUCAGACUGUGGUGGUUUGGUGUAUUUUUCUAGACAGUCUACAAGUAAUGUAAGAUAGUAGCCAAUCGCAUAAUACAUUCUGAUUGAUUCACCUGUUAUUUAUAUCUAAGGAUCUGUAUUUUGUAUCCUAAUACAAAAUUGUGUCAGUUACAUUUUUCCAAUAAAAUAACACAAUUUUUCAUAAAAAUAAUGCAUUUUGUCUGAUUUUUUAAAUAAUAUACAACUAAGACGAUAAAUUAUAUUGCAUAUUAUGUGGCUUGUAUUAAUAUAUAAGCCAGAGUAUUAUAAUACUCGUAUAAUAAUAUUGUGUUACUGAUUCAAAAGCCUCUAGGCUGCACUGUCCGAGUAUAAAAAAUGGCGGUCCAUUCAAUAGUGAUAAGGAUAACCUAAGUUGGUCGAUUUCUUACUAUAAAGGUUUAUCUCUACCUAUAAUUUAUAUAACUUUUAACGACAACAUAGGUAUAAAUAUAUGUAUAAUAUAAACCUGAUGUUGUUUUUCGAUGUAACGAUACUGACAAGCAUUUAAACGUUGAUUUCAGUGACAUGGUGAUGGGUGAGGGUGAGGGCGACAUGGAAGGCGGGGGUGGUAACGACGAGUGCGUAGACGAUAGGGAUGAAGAGGUCGCAGCCAUGAUGGGUCCGUCGACUACAAUGUGCGGUUCUAGCAAGUGUAAGAAAAUCAGAAGACCUCUGCCGCCCCGAGAAACGUGGAAGAAGAAAAUCGAAUUUUUGUUGGCGGUCGUCGGGUUCGCUGUCGAUUUGGGCAACGUUUGGAGGUUCCCGUACAUCUGUUACCAGAAUGGCGGAGGUAAUUAUUUUCAUAACUUUUACUGUUUGAAAAAUAUUCAUAAAUAUUUAAGGAUGUAGGUAUUAAAACUGUACUUUCCUAUAGGUAUAAAGUAUUAGAUAUUUCCAUCAUCAUAGAAACAAUUAGUCCAUACUUAUUAGGUAUAGGCGGAAAAAUUAUAAUUUACUCGUUUACAUAAUUUCGUGAUAUUUGAUAAGGUGAUCAUCAUAAAGUUAAUCAUCAUUAAUGAUCAUUAAUGAUGUUACGAAUCUUUAUUUUUAAGACCGAACCAAACCCGAACCGAACAUACAAUAUUUUAUUCGAAUUCAAACUGAAUUAAACUAUUCAAAUAUUUUAUCGAACUUGAACCAAACUUUAAAAAAAUUAAACUGUUUUAUGUUUAAAAUUUAAAAUAUUGCAUUCUUUAGAAAGACAGUAAUGUCAUAAACCUAUUUCUGUGAUUUGAUGACGUUGAACUAACAAUACAGCAGUGUACGAUCAAGUCUGGAUUAAAAAGGGCAAAGGGGUUAUGGAUCCCGGACCUACAAAUGUAAGGGGCUAAUUGAAUCAUCACUAAUGUUUGUACCGUUUUCGUAAUGGAUACAACAAUUUACAUAAUAUAAAAAUUCAAAUGUUUUUAAAAAUGGCCUAUAAUAAAGUUUGGUCUUAGGACCAACUAAACCUUUAAACCGACUUUGUGUAAUAUACAUGUUAUGUGCGUCUUGCGGGAAAAAAAUAAUAUUCACUGUAAAAAUAAACCAAAAUAAAUUACAUUUAAUUUUCAUAUCAUUAUUCAUCAAAAUUAAUUUCAUUGGUUCGAAUCUCAAACCGAACUUAUACGUAUUAUUAGUUUGGUUCGGUUAUUAGCAAUUUUCAAUUAGAUUUUUAAAUUGAACCGACCAGUUUAUAACAUCACUAAUAAUAAUUCAUAACAAUUUAUCGGUCCGGUCAAGCGCUGUAAGUAUGAGAAAUAAAAAUUUAGCAUAUCGUGAUGAGAUUCUCAAAAUUUAAACAGAUCCUGUAGUUCAAAUAUUUGUAAACUUAGAUGCGAACGGGGCCCGAUAAGUCGAAGAGCUCGUGUGUAUAGUUUUGCCGGCAAGUCAAUAUAAUCGUUACAGUGCAAACACUUUGAUUUAUACGUUUAUACAUAUAACAGGCGUGUUGAGGGUCCCAAAACGAUAGUAUCUCGGCACGAGAUUCAACAUAAUAUAGACAAGCCGAUAUUGACUUACAGUCUAUAGUUUAUACUUAAAUGAUUAUAAAUAAUAAGGUAUCAUUACUAUUGUAAUAUAGUGAGAUGACAUAUCAUAGCAGCUAAUAGUUAAUAUAAUAUUAUAAUAUCAUAUUAAUUUAUGUUGGAGUAAAAGACGAUUCGAACAAUACGACUGCAAUAUUCCCUGACUGGACUUGCUGCAACGUUGCAUUAAAACCACAUUCAAUAUUAAUUAAUUAAUCUUUAGACCCGACGCGGCGGUGGUAAAAACAAUUGAUUUGGUGUUUAUUCCGAAGUGACAGUAUAAUAUUAUAGUCGCGCUUUAAUUUGUCAAAAGCAACGGCCAUUUAAUUAAAAAGAAACAGCAUUUAAUAAUAAUAAUAGUUUAUAGUACUACUAGACUGCAGAUGCUGUUUUAAUUGCAACGGCAAUAAUAUUAUGCGUAUUAAUAACGAAUUGAUAACGAAUUAUUCAAUAUUUAGAAACAAUUAAAUACGAUUUACGUAUACUUCAGGUCUAAUUGAUAAUGACCGAUAUACAUUUAUGUGUUUAGCAGAGAAAGAAUCAAUCCCCUAAAAAAAAAUUUUAAUAUUUUUCAACUCGACAAAAAUUUUAAAUUAAAUAAAUAUUAAUUUUUAAAGUUUUAUUUUAAAUAUUCACGUAUAAAUACACUUUGUAUUUUUAAUGCUGAAGCUCUGCGAGUGAUAUCUUUUUGAAAAUAAUCACAUACAAAUAAUAUCUAUUGUAAAAAUUUGUAUUUGUUUAAUUUUAUAAUAAUAAUAAUAAUGACUUUAGUUGGUUAAUUAACAUAAUUAAAAAUAUUGUUUUUAUUAUUUUUUUUAGGUGCGUUUCUUAUACCGUAUGUGGUGAUGUUGGUAUUCGGCGGUUUGCCUUUGUUCUACAUGGAACUGGCACUGGGUCAGUUUCACCGAUGCGGUUGUCUAACAGUAUGGAAGAAGAUUUGCCCGGCUCUUAAAGGUAGGGUGUUUAUAUUUUCACAUCCCAACUACUCGUGGAAUGCUUUGUGAGCGAAAACAAUAUACCUAAAGGAAUGUUCUAUAGUAAAACAAUUUGCCAGGGAAUUAUCAUUUUUGAACCAAGGGUGUAUAGGUACGCGUUUAGAUUUAAGAAGGAGAAAUAAAAAGGUUUCAUGAAUCGAAAAUACUUUGGAUGAAUAUCCGGUAUUUUAUGACAAUACGGCAGAGGAUCUGUCUGCUAUAUAUUACUUGAAAUCAAGUUUUUUUUUUUGUUGUAUUUAUUCUCUUGUUUUAUGCUGCAGUAUAACUGUACAAAAGAAUGACUAAGAAAUUGAAAAAAAAAAAAAAUGAAAGACAUAAAAUAAGUACAAAUAGUAGGCCAGGAAUGAAUAUAAAAACCAUCGAUUUUAUAAAGGUACUUUCAAGUCUACGACAAACAUUGAGCCUUUGAAUUAUACAUUAAAUGCAAAAACGGGGGAAAAAAUAAACAAAUAAAACGAUAGAGCUUAUUUAAAACGGUGUGGCGGCUAGCAAUAAAUCAUCAGCCAACAGGGAAAUAUUAUAUGGUUGCUUCAAAUAUUUGGUUACUUACUUUACAAUUGUUUGUAUUUCUCUCGUCGUCGUCCCCGCAUUAUCCCUAUAGUAAAUUUUUAACAAUUGUUCAAAAUUGAAAUAAUUGAAAAAUAAGAAAUAUCUCUUCUUCGGACUUUUUAAUAAUAGACUUGAACAUUAUCUUAUAACUCUUGCGGGAUAUAAUUUGUAAUAUUUAAAUUUUAAACCUUAAUUUGUUAUUUAGUUUGAGAUAUUCAAUAGAUAAUAGUUUAUAAUAGAUGACCAAUUUUCUAAAAAGUUAAGAAAUUCCGAGGUAAUGAGUGAUAUGGUUCAUAAAUAAACCAUAUCAGUAAGUACAAUCAUGGGUCGGAAAUUAACUAUUGAACAAAUCUAUUAUAAUUUUAUUGUUCAAAAUCUUGUCAAAUAUAAGUAUGUUUGGCCUAUGUUAAUACCUAUACAAUUUUGUUCAAAGUCUCACCGCUAGAUAAACUUUUCUAGAAUCAAAAAAUAUUCUUAUUCUAUUAUUACAUUACGGAAACAUUAAAAUAAUUUAUAUAUUAUUGUAGGUAUUUGUAUUAUAUCAAGGGUAUGAAAAAAAAGAAGAUAUUAUCCACUUGUGAUUCAAUAUCAUUAUAAUAUAUGAAUUACAAAUAUUUUGAAUUAAUUUUCAAAAAAAAAAAAAAAAAAAGAGAUAAAAGAUUUUGAAUAAAUAACAAAGUAUUUCUUUCAGAUGAUUUUAUAAUAUCUACUUAAAUGUUUAAUUUAUGAGUUCUAAAAGUAAACGUUUUUAUAUUAUAAUUGGUCAAUUUAACUAUUUAAACAAAAUACAAGAUAUAGGGUACAUAAUAUUAUAAUGAAAUGCAAAUUAUAAUUUUUAAAGUGUUUAUUGAAUAUUUCCGAUGUGUAUAUUUUAUUUAUUUAAUUGUUAAACAUAUUAUUUGAGUAGAUAUUAUGCUAUGAUAUUAAAUAUUAAUAUGAUGUAAACUACAGUGUAGGUACAUCGGAUAUGUAUUGUUUGUUUGUAUGGUGAUUUUCCGAUCGAUUAUUUUUAUAUUUCACAUAAAACAUAAUAUAUUUUUUAUACAAACAGUCUUCUUGGAUUCUGAAUGUAGCGAAGUAUAACUAUACAUUUUACUAAGAAAUAUUAUUUUUUUCUUAGAAACACUUUUUUUGGUUAUUAAAAAUGCUGCGAUUCUUUCACGCGGUAUCUUAUAAACAUGAGUAAUUUACACGUGAGAAAGGGAGCGAACAACUUCGAUCCCGGGGACAGUCAAUCACACUCGUGUUUUUCUCAUUUAGUCCACGUGAAGAGUUCCAUCCAUUUUCCCGCGGUAUUAUACUAAAUGCUCCGUCUAGAUGUAUAAGUCUGCGUAGCGUAUAAUAUAAUAUGAUGUACCAAAGUUUAUCACUUAUAGCUGCGGAUAGGUACUAAUACGUACUCGUAUAUAAUGAAAAGUAUUCGACCAUCAAAUCGACAAGUCGGCCUGUAACUCGUACGAACGAAAAAGUGGUGAGAACGUAGUUAUUUUGUAUCACGCGGGGAUGGAAAAAAAAAACUCGAACCCUGAUUUAGAAACGCGGUCUGACCUUAAGCAAUUUACCAUUGUCAAUAUUGACGUUCGAUGUAACAGUUUUCGGAGUAUUCGUUGCGCCGCCGUUUUGUUCGCGAUCGGGACCCCAAAACGACUGUAAAUAUUUAAACACCGCCGAGGCGGACGUGGAUAUUCAAAUUGAUAGGGUAUAUAGAUUUUUAUUUGUGUGUGCAUGGAACGAGAAAUUAACGAGGAUGACGAAAAAAAAAUAUAAUUAAAACGACGACGAAAUAAUUUUCGCAGCGCGACUGUGUAUAUACUCGUAUUAUAAAAUUCGUCGUCGUCGUCAAUUUUGUUUUUUCGAUUUUCGUAAAAAAAAAAAAAAGUAUUAUAAUGUAGUUUGUGUUGUUUAUUUCGAAAUUGUUCCUCCUCAUCGUCACUUAUAUUAUACUAGCCGGCUGCAGUGCUCUUGUCCGCGUCGCCGGACGUCUCAUUAUAUUAUAUUUUUGUAGCUUUCCUUGUCGUUUGUCUGUACGUGAUUUUCGCCAUAUCGUCACCGGAGACGGAAACGCGCGUGGCACGAGACAAAAUAAUGAUUUGGCCAAUAAAUAUGAAACGACGUCGGCAGUGUAGUAUAGUAAAAGAAAAAUUACCGUGCGAGUUUUUUUUCCGCCUCUCCUACAUCCCGUCAAUACCCAAUACCUGCAAUUAUUAUUCGCGGAUCGUCAAUUUCACCUUUUGUUGUUUUUUUUUUUUUUUUUUUCUAUUGCUACAUUAUGUUUCUGCGUCGUGGGAGCCGAUUUGGUCCCCGAAGUUCCGAAUAAAAUAAAAUAUAAUAGACGCUCUACACCAAUCCGCAGCAACGGCCGAUAACGAUACAAUACUAUUAUAACAAACCUACGAAAACUUUUCGGGCGAGCAAAAAGAGUAUUUCUUGCAAUUUCAAUAGGGAACCGCACAUCCCACCUAUACGACUUUUCGCUGUUAAAUAUUUUACUCCAUUCCCGUGCGCAUGGACUAUAAACGAUUUAACAAAAUAUGAAACGUAAGUUUUAUUUAUUUUUUCCACUUUUAAUUUCACAGAGCCGUAAAACACUAAAAAUAAUCCUUAACUUAUGAAAUUCGAAUUGUAUUUGUUUUUUUUUUUUUUUUAACAAGUGUGUAAAUUUGUGUUCGAUUUUUACUUCGUCCGUCCAUAAAACUGAUUGAUUGAUCUAUAUUUUACCGGAUGAUCAAUCCUCGAUAAAAUGCGCGUUAUUUCAGAAAGUAUUAUCUAUUUUCAAAAGCAGGUGGUGAUUUCACUACCAAAAAUAAAAACAACGGAGAAUAAUGAUGAUUUAUCAUUUUAAAAUUUUCCAAAAAGAAUUCCGAAAACUGUCAUUCUGUUAAACACUCAUUAAUAUUUUCGUAAAUUUUAUUGUGACUUUAUCUAUGAACGUUAUAGGUGAUAACGAUAAUAUCGAGGCGAUGUUAACUAGUUGACUACCCACUCGACACUAUCGCAAAUCACCUUUUAUAUAUUGCGUCCUAAAUCAUAUAUUUGACAAAGCUAAUGGUUAUAUUUCCUAAAGGGAUCAUAAGAAUUUAAAUUUGAACACGGUUAAAUUGUUUUCAAAUAUAGUUUCGAAUUUGUUAUUGGAUAAAUUAAAUUAUGAUACUAUUUGAAAAUCAAAAGAUGGUAUAACGGUUCGAUGAUGCAAUUAGGAGGGAGUGAAAUUGGAAGUGAUUUAUUAUUUCAAAAAACUGUCCGGAAAUUUUGUUGAAAAGCAUAACCUACCCCCAGCUGAAAAUGAAUCUUGAUUAUGUCGCUUUAACGAUUCCACCCUCAAACAAGAGGGUGAACAAAAUAAUGGAACUGUAACAUUUUGGAGUAGCUUAACGCUCGUUUCUUAUAUUUUUCAAAAAUAAAAUUCCAAAAAAUGCUUUACUUUCCGAGAUAUUGCGUGUCUGACACUAGUAGAUUGAUGACCCUGUAUACCUAUUAUAUAUAGUAGCGUUUCGGUGCUUUUGACCGCAUUACAAUUUUUAAAUACGAACAAUACUAUUUGUAUAUAUACUUUUUGUUUUGUUCAUAAAAAUCAAAAUGUAAAACAACUUUAAGAAAAACCAAUAUUACACAAUAAAGAAAUACAAUUAUUAUUAUUAUAUAUAUAUAUAUUUUUUUUUUUUACCGUAGCUAAUUGUUACAAAUAACGUCAUUAGCUACGUAAAUAGUUGAAACGAAUAAGAAAACCAUUUCAAAAUCCUUUUUACACUUAGGUAUCAUGUUUUAAUCUUAUCAGCUUUUUGUUUAUGUUCCUACCUAUAUUUUGUGCCAGAGUUGAAGGUACCUUACACAGAAACAGAAAUGCCGUUUUCUACGCGUAUGUUUUUAUUAUAAGUGCUUGGAUAAUAAAUUUACAACGAUUAAAUAUAAAAUCCAAAAAGUAUGCAUAAUUAUUAAUUAAGCUAAUUACGUUUACGUAAAAAAUAAUAAUGAAAAAAAAAAACAAAUUCGUGGAGACUAAUAAUAAUGAAAUUAUUUUAGUACAUUAAUAUAGUAAUAUUUUGAACAACGCUUCGUUAUAUAUAAACACAAAUAUACUAUUAUAGCAUCAGAACGUAUGUCCUGAGUUUUUUAUAAACUUUAUUGGGAAUUUAUAGACAAAUGAUUAAACCGCAGAAUUAUGGUAGAAACUGGAAUGUAUAAUAUUUUCACAACUUUCAAUAAAACGAGUUUAAAAAUCAUUAUACAUAUAUAUCAUCUAAUAAAUUAAGUCGAAAUACUAAAAUUAAUUUCCCAAUACUAUAGUUAAGUGACCAAAUAUAAAGAUAUAGCAUUUUUUUACCAUCAUAUAUAUUUUGCUUAAACUACGGACAUAUUGUAUUUUGUCAUCUUAGUAUAUUAUCAAAGUAAUAAUUUUUCAUCUAUUUGUAACAGGCAUAUUAAAUGUUGCUAUGCUAUUUAUUAACCAAUAGUGUCUUUGUCUGUAUAGUCAUUGCUCAUAUAGACGAUGUAUUAAGCGUGCGAAACAUAUCAUUUUUUGCCAGAAUACAAAAUUUUCCAACUUUAGAUUAUAAAAAGAUCAACAAAAAAUGACAUAAUAUCGCUUCUGUUACAAUUCUAUGACUAGUUGAAUAUAUUGUAAUAUAAUGUUAGUCUUGUUCAAUGUCCAUUUCAAGUUAUUUUAUUAGAGUAGACGUCACAUCUUAUCUAUUGAUUUUAAAAAUAUCUUUUUGACUUUUAUUUUAACCGAUUAUUUUUCUCUCAAAGACCACAUAAAUUAUGUAUGGAAUUAUAUGACUUUUGACCGAUAGAAAAAAUAAUAUUAUAACGGGUCGGCCGAUUUUGUUGGAAAUGUUUUAAUUCAAGACGGGGUCUUAUUUUUCUGGACCGUUUAUUAUAGUCAUGCUGCAUCAGCUGUUGUUUCACGACAUACGUUUCGUAUUAAUAUCCAUUCCGCAGGUGUGGACUUGAUAUUAUUUUAUAAAUCCUUAUCAUAAUUCGGAAUACAUUUCCAAGAAAUUCUAAAACAAUAAUUCUGACUUUCUUGGUUUUCGUAAAAAAAAAUAGAAUUAUAAUGCAGUUAUAUUAUAAUUCUAAUUUAGAAUUUUCGUCUUUAACUGUAAAAUAAUCAUGCAAUUGUAUCCAUAAUCAAAGUAUUGGGAGAGGUAUUUGCUAAUCAUUUGUAUAUUCAGUUCAAAUUAUUAAUAAAAAUAUUCCAUGUUUCUAGAACAUGUUUUAUAUUUCGUCAAUAUGUUUUUUUUUUAAGUAAUUUGAUUUAUUCAUUAUUAGAUUUUUAUUUUGAACCACGAUAAAAAAUUACACAAUAAAAUAUAUAUUUCGUUUAUCAUAUUUACACGUCGUAUAAUAUCAUUCGAGAAAAUAUUAUAUUAAAUUUUGUAAAUUUUUUCCUCCUAUUAGAUAGGUAUUUCGAGUUAGACACUUCAAUACAUAUAUAACGAUUAUACUAAUGAAUUGUUUUACACCGGUAAAGCGUAUUUUCGUGUAUAUAUUUCACAUCGUUAUUUACACCGCAACGACGGUCAACUGUUUAUUAUUUAAACAGAUAUAUUCAUUUGUUUGUCAGGAAAAUUUGUUCGCUUGUAUACUAAAUGAUUUCAAUUAUAAGUGCGUCUAGCGUGUGUCUAGUUAAACGGACGACAAAUUGAAUACAAGUCGAAAGUCUGACGUUAUAAUAUAUAAAUACACAAAUUGUAUUUAAAUUUAUUUAUUAUAUGUUUUGAAAGAUAAAAUAAUAUCAUUAUUUAUUUGACUGUAACCGUGUUAAGGCUAGUUUAUUAUCGAACCAUACAACCAUAUUUGUACGUAAUUGUAUUUAAAGUUUGAUGAUUUAGGUAAAUUAUUUAUUGUAAUAAUCAUAUAAGGUUUUAUAACAGUUUUAUUUGUCAAUUAAAUAUCUCCUGUUAACUCCUCCCGUAAAAAAAAUUCACAAUUUAAUAGUUGUUUAAUAUUAAUUAGGUAUAUUUUAUAGAAUAUUAAUUUUAAAUAUUCACUGCGCCAGGUGUCACUCUUAAAAUGUUUACCAUAAUAACGCUUAUAUAAAAAAAAAAAAUGUAUAAAAUUAAUUUAAUGCAAUUUAUAGUUUCAUAAACACUGAUCAACUCUAAAGCUUACUUUAAAGAAGGAAAGUUUCAAAAAUAUAUUUUUUUGAUUAUUUGCAAUUAAGGCCUUAAAUAUUUAUAAUAAUCAAAGUAUAAAUUAAGUGUUGUAUUAAAUUUCUUAUAAUAAUUAUUAUUUGUAAUUUAUUCAUGAAACGACAGUGUUCACCAACAAAAUAACAAAAUAAGAUUUUAGUUUUUCAGGUAGUUUGUUGGGUAAUGAAAAAGCGUUACUAAAACGAGUUUUUUAUUUAAUAGAUGUAUGAUUUUGUGUAGUGAAAAAACAAAAGAAACAAUUUCAGUAGGAAAUUUAAUUUUAAAAAGAUGGACAUACUUCUCACGAUUGGUGAGCCACUAUUCUAAGUGAGAAGUUAAGAAGGUAGGACCAACGAUAAACCAUUGCGGAGAGAAAUUUCUUUUUUACAUGUACCUACAUUUUGUAGUUUUUCCUACGUUUUUUCUCGGUUUUUCCCAAUUAUUAUGAAAACUGCUUGACAAAUCAAAAAAAUGACUUUUUUAAAAUGGCAACUAAAUAAAAUUUUCUUUCAGAAAAAGUGCUACAUCAAGGUUAUAAAUCAAGGUUAUAUACAAUAAGAUUUCUGGUAGAAAAGUAGUACACAGAAUAAUAAUAAUAAAAAAAUUAAAACUAGAGAUCAUCUUAACAUACAUAUGUACCAUGAUUUUUAGAAUAUAAAAAAAAAAAACAGAACAAUACAUUAUAGCCAACCCAUAUUUAUGAAUAUUCAUUAAACAAAUAAUAAUUAAGAUUAUGAUAUUUAAAAAAUAAUAUAAAAGAUAUUUAAAAAUAGUCCAAGAGAGAUUGACGAUGGGAUUUUUAAUUUUUUUAAAAAAUUAUUUAAUACGUAGAUAUAUCGUGUUUUGUUAAUCUAGACUUCUCGAAUCGGAGUUAGCGUUUCAUUUAAAAUCUCGAAUCAAAUAAGUUUUGCGUAUAAUUAAAUAGACAGUAUUAACAUAAUUUGGAUAUAAUUCAAUCAUAUUAAGUCAUAUUUUCGAAUGCGCGCUGUGUUUUCGCUGUUAAUUUAUAUCUACUGAACUCACGUGACAAUAUUAUUGGUAAUAUGCCCAAUUAAUAUUUGCAAUUAAUGAUUCUAUUCAUAAAACGUGUAUACGAACCCCAUAUUAAAACGAAUAUCCGACGAAACGGCUACAACAGCUGUUCGGGGACGUCAAUUUGGAAUAUUGUUCGAAAAACCGAUCGAAAUUGAAUUAAGUGCCGCUUGAUCUCAUCGUCGUACAUGUUAUACGAAUACAGUUGUCAUAUACUAUUUUAAUGUCGAAUCGUAUAAGAAAACGUUAUUCCCGCAUAUAUACAGUCUCAGUUUAACUUACGUGAAACAUAACAAAAUUAUGUUACUUAGAAUGUAAAUUGUGAUAUUUAUGUUGAAAUUAGAGUUUAAAAAUUACAUAAAUAACAAAAUUUAAAGAGAAAAAUAUUUUUGAGGGUUGUAGAUUUUGUAAGUGAUGACUUUAUGGCCAUAUUAGUUACUGAAAAUUUGCUCCAAUCGAAAAAUGACAAGAGGCUUUUUUUUGUUGUAUCUAUUUGGAGCAUUAGAAGGGAAAUUUUUUUGAUUUUCUAAGGGAUUUUCUAUUGAAAAAACCCAGAAACCAGAUUAUAGGAAAAACAGGAAAUAUAUACGGUGCACCGCGGCAUUAAACAUUUCAUUAUUUCUAAUUUGUAUGCAUAAUGUUUUCUACCAGAAAUAUUGCUUUAAUCAAAAAUACUCAAUGACUUUAUUUAUUUUAUUUUGAAUCAUGUUUCUAAGAAAGUAAGUAGUUUUUGGAUUUUCCUAACAGUUUUCAUAAUAAUUUGAAAAACCAGAAUAACGCAUAAAAUGAACACUGCCAAUUUUACGGUAUUACGAUUUCAUUAUUUAAAAUUUGUAUUCUAUAAUAUGUUUUAUACUAGAAACAUCACGCAUAUUGAAAAACGGCAAGAGAACUUUUGUGCUAAAUUAUAGAUCCAGUUAGUGAGUAAAACAGCAAUUUUUUUGAUUUUCAGUGCAGUUUCCUUAAUAAUUAAGCAAUAAUAAUGGUUUUAUUACUUUCAAUAUAAUUUAUUGUUGUAAUUCAGUUAAAAAUAUUCGUAAAAACUUAGAUUUAUGACAAAAUGAAUAUUCGUCUUUUAUAGAUGUGAUCAAAGUUUCAAAACAUUUUGGCGAAUAGUGGCCUAGUUAUAGGAAUUUUGUUUUCAUUUUUUUACGUAAUUUUUAUUUGGUUGGUACUAUGUGGAUUUAAUUGUUUGACCAAAUCAAAAUGCUUUAAAAUUUAUUAGUAAGUUUAUUAUACGUUGUACUAAUUAGUUAAAAAAAUAAAGGUAGAGUAUAAUGUAGUAUUUUUAUUUUUUUUUGGUUUGAAAUCGUUUUAAGAUCAAAUUUUUAUGAAUAUCGUAAAUAUUACGGCCUUUCAAUUUCAAAUCAUGUAUAAACUGUGCUCUAAAUCGUUUUUCCUUUAAAAUGGCUUAUCGUUGCUUACAAAUAAAAAUUAAGUAACUUUAUGUAUCCUACCUUUCCAACUUUCCAUCUAUAACAGCGGUGGAAACAGUUCUUAUUUUUUCUGUUUCUAGGAAAAAUAUUUUCUUUAAAUUUUGUUAUUUGUGUUUAAACUCUUAUUUCAACCUAAUAGCUACAACUCAAGUUCUAAUACUCGUAAGUUAUGCUAUGUUGUCCGUUAAUUACACUGAGGCAAUUAUUGAUCCAGGUGUGGCUAGUAGCGUGCAAAGGGGGGGACGAUAGAGGUUAAUCCCCCCAAUGCACAUUGACUUGAAAAAUACUAAAAAUAUGAGUAAUCUAAUAUUAAAUCUCAUGUAUUUCAAUCAAGUUACGAGAAAAGUUGAUGUAUUGAUUCAAAAUUAGCUAUUUUUAGGAUCUGGCUUUCAAAUUAACCAAUGCUCAUAGUUAAGAUGGGUAGAGAUCAUGAUUGUACGAUUUAUUCACGAUUCUUAUUUGCCACAUCUUCUCCCAUUGGAAAUUCCUAGACACGCCAAUGGAUAGUGGGUGUCCUCUUAAACGCGAAUUAAAUAUUUAUGUCGAUAAAUUAAUAUUGUAUUACAUUCAUAGCUAUUAUAGACAAUAUGUUUGCCUAUGGUUGUCUUUUUUUUAAACAAAAAAAAAAACACAUAUGUAAAAAAACUAAUAUCCAAGUAUGUGUUUUAACCUUGUGAAAAUUUCUGUUUCCGAUUUGUAUAAAAAAAACCAGACAUAUUUCGCACGACGAGUGGGCUACUAUUUUAAGUGAGAAGUCGGGAAGGUAGGAUAUGGAGGAGAAUUUUAUUUAUAUCUGCACGCAAUGAUAAACCAUUAAUAAUAAAAAUUGACUCGGAACGAAGUUCGGUUUUUUGAAAGGCUGUAAUAUUUACGAUUUUCGUCAAAGUUUGCUAUUAAAAUUCUUAUAAAAAAAAUUAAUACUACAUUAAACUAAUUUUUUUGACCAUAAAGUACGACUUAGAAUGAAAAUAUUGUUAAAUUUUCAAGCAUUACUGUUUAGUUUAACAAUUGUAUUUACAGAGUACCUAGCGCAUAAAAAUUAACAUAAAAAACUCGCAAAAUUAAAAUGUCUACAAAUAGUUCAAAAAUGGCUAUGCAAAUUGUAUCACGCUUAAAGAAAUAUAAUCGUUUUAUCCAAAUUUCAAGUUUCUACGAAUAUUUUUAACUGAAUUACAACAAGAGAACAAAAUUGAAAAUAAUAAAAGCCUUUUUCUACGUUAUUUUCCAGUUUUUCCUAAUUAUUAUGAAAACCGUUCGGAAAAUGAAAACAUUACCUUCCUUCAGUACUAACUAGACAAAAUUUCUGGUAUAAAAGUUGUUUACUGUAAAAAAAAAAAAAAAAAAAUAAUAAUAAUGAUAAACUCAUUUUAAAACCAAUACAUUCCUUGCUACGUUCCAGAUUUGAAAAAAUUCUUUACAUUUCUAACAUAAAUAUAAUGAUACAGGUUUUUAUAUUUUAACAAGUAUUAUGGGUAAAAGGUAUAGCACCUAAUGCAAAUCAGGAAUAUUGUGUGAAAACUGACCGCUGAAGCGUGUCGAGAAACACCUGGUUGGUGCGAUUUCAUAUUUUGAUAACCACCCAUUUCACCUACGGCUACCCGCCCAUUUAUUAACAACACCUCCCUACUUUAAAAUUAUACAAAAUUAUAUUUUUUUUGAUAUUGAUGAAUAUUAAUGAUGUUAUAAAAGCCCCCGUUCAACAGAAAAAUUAGAGAUUAAAUAUACUCAUAUAUGAAGUUUAUUGACUUUCUUUAUUCUUAUAGUAUAAAACUUAAACUGUUAUAAAUAGUGAUAGGCAUAACCGACUAGUUUCUUCUUACUAUCGAACUAUACGAUAAGUUAAAAACCAUUCGAAUAGAUUUUCGAUAUAUUCGAUAGUUUUCCCGAAGAAAAUUAUUCGGUUUAGAUAACAAAUAUUCAAAUACAUUCAAUAAUAUUCAAUAGUUUAUCCAAACAGUCAAAAACUACCAAUAAGUACUCAAGAUAAAUCCGGUAUCAAAUUUAUGGGUACAAAAAAAAUUUAGAAAAAUAUUCUUUAUUCGAAUUUAACUGUGUUUAAAAAAGGGAUUUCUUCUUGAAAAUCAAAUGUAUACUUUUUUAUGGUAUAAAUUAUAAUUUGUUUAUAUUCUUCCAGACUAAACUUUAAACUGUAUAAACGGUAAAUGGUAAAUUAGUCCAAUCCAUAUAGAAAAAUAUCUUCUAUUCAAAUCAAUGUUAAAAGGGGUAAGGGGUUCCUAUUUGAAAAUUUAAAAUGUUAACUUAUUUCAACUAUGGAUAGUGUUCAAUAGUAUUUUAGAUUUGGAGCGUAGUGAAGAAUAUAUUUGUUUUACAAUGAUGUUCAUUUUUAUUUGAUUUUUUUUUAUCUGUGAACAACUUUUCUACUAGAAUUCUUGCUCCGAUUUUCAAGUGCAUGAUCUUUCUAAAAGAUAUUUUAUCUGGGUGAUACUAUAAGGAGGUUGUGUUUUGAUUUCCUAAACGGUUUUUAUAAUAAUUGAGAAAAACCGAAAAAAAACAAGAAAAUGUACGUACAUGCAAAAAAAAAAAACAUCGCUCAGAAUCGUUUUAUAUUAGCAAUGGUUAAUCGUUAUAAAUCGUUAUAGAUUUACAUUAAAUUUUCCCUCUUCAUUCCCAACUUUUUCACCUUCAACUGUGGCCUACCCACGUGCGAAGUAUGCCCGUCUUUUUUAUCCAUGAUUUGUGGUCAUAACAUUAUUUUGGGCAAUAAACGACUUGAAAAUAUAUACUUUAGAAUUAAGUUAUAUCUAUACUAUUUUUUUAUUAAGUUGUAGAAAAAUAUAUUUAUAUAUUGGGCCCCUUUGGGCUGUGGCUGUUUACCUACAAGUAUAAGUAUAAAUAUAUGAUUAUAUUACCUAUUAUACAGAGUGAUUCAAAAUGUAUGUUACAGUCAUUUUAUCAUUUAAAUAUUCAAAAUAGGGAAAUAUGUAUAAUAUUAAAGUUUUUGAUUAUUAAAUAUCUAAAUAAUUUUGUUAUUUAAUAAACUAAUUGGUACACUAGGCACUUGUGUGGUGGCACAACGCGACGUGUGGCGUUUCCAUAUUGUUCAACUACUUUCCCUCUACCGGCCCUACCUAAACUAUAAAAUCAAAUAUCUGGUUAACGGGUUGACGGAAAUCAAAAAUUUCUACACCAAAAUGUAUAUUUUAAACUAUCACUCCAUCUUUUUAUGGAAUUUAGAAUAUAGAUUCUCUUUUGAAUUUCAAAAGUUGACUCCCAACCUAUAUCUCUCCCACCUCCAAAAAAAAAAACAGUAAUAAAAAAUAACAAACUAUCAAAUUUAUGUGUUCAUAAAUCGGAAAACUUAUGCAUUACACAUUUUUUUCAAUUAUAAAUAUUUACAUGGUAAAAUAAAUUGUUUAACAUAAAUAUUGGGUUAAUCUGUUUAAUAUAUGUGUAAAUAAAAAAAGCUGUCCAAGGAUAAUUGGGAAGGACCUAGCCAUUUUUAUAGGCGAGAAGUUGAGAAGGUAGUAGAGGGGAAUGUAUAUUGAAUGUAUAUCUGUACGUAACGAUUAACCACUGUUAACGGGAAAACGGUUCUGAGCGGAAUUCAGUUAAGUGUUGGUUUCAGAAAAAGUGCAAAGUUUCAGCUAGAAAAGUUAUUAAUACAUAGAUAAACAAAAAAACAAAUCUAAAAAAAUAAACAUUAUAAUAAAACCAAAACAUUCCUCGCUCCGCUCAGAAUCUAAAAUAAAGAUUAUUACGUAUUAAGUAUUAAACAACUUAUUGUUGUAUAUAAUACAAAAUAUUUGAAUUUUGUAUUCUCUUUUAAGUAGUAGGUAUGUGAUUUUGUUGAUAAAAAGUAGAGAUUAUUGAAAGUGAACUAUUUUCUCUUUUUCCCUGCAAUAGCAUAACCAUCAUCACUGUCUUGCUUCGGAGUUUUAUUUUUAAAUUUAUUAACUUUCAGGUGUUGGAUACGCAAUAUGUUUGAUCGAUAUGUAUAUGGGUAUGUAUUACAACACUAUAAUCAGUUGGGCAGUAUACUAUCUAUUUUCGUCGAUGAGAUCCGAAUUACCCUGGACCAGUUGUGACAAUCCAUGGAAUACGUUGAACUGUGUUCCGGUGACAAAUUUGACGAAAUUCAUUAACAUGACGAGCCCGGCCAAAGAAUUUUUCGAGUAACAGAAUUUUAUCAAAAAAAAAUUAAAAAUUGUAUAUAUUUGCACAUAGUAUACUUGAAUAUUUAAAUUGUAAUAAUAAUUAUGUUAUUUGAAACGUAAUCGUUUCACAUAAUAUGUUAUAUACUCUACCCUAGUGGCGCAUAUGUGAUUUACCAAGUAAUGUCAGUUGCGUGUGCUCUCUGCUCUCGAGAAGUGUGAGUACAAAUAACUGGUGUAUUGGUGUCACUAGUAAAAAAACCUUUGAAAAAACGAUGAUGCGACACUUUGGUUAACUGCAUGACGUGCUCUCAAAAUUUCUCUGUGCACCACAGCAAUUUAUCUAUUUUCGUGUAUUAUUUUCCUUAUUAUUUAUUAUUGUUAUGUUAUGUUAUUUUUUUUUUUUUAAAUCGAGAUCGUUAAUAUUGUUGUUUUUGCAGGAGGAGUGUUCUAGAACAACACAGGGCCGACGGAUUGGAGAGUAUUGGAGGAAUAAAAUGGUCGUUGGCUUUAUGCCUAUUAGCCGUGUUCUUGUUGGUGUAUUUCUCACUGUGGAAGGGAGUGAGAAGCACGGGCAUUGUGAGUUUUCCGUUUAAAAUUUUGAAGAAAUUUAUUGGUUUCCCUAGUAUUUUUUUAGUUUUUCACACCCUUCCGGAUCCCCCAAAAUGAAGCCAGAGGGGUGUAAUUUUGUGCAUUCAUGGUGUAAAUAUCAAGGUAGUAUGUUUGGGGUUUUUCAUUUUCAACUCCCCUUCACAAUCACAAAACAUUUUCACAGCAAUUAACUGGUUUUUAAUAAAUUAUAUGAAAACAAAAAUUAAGUAUUAUAACGCAGUGAAAAGUCAGAUGAGAGAAAAUACAACUCUAGUGACGAAGCUCUGCUGCUCACGGGUGAUUUCUUUUUUUGGAACUCGGUAAAAAAUAAUUUUAGAAACCUGAAUUUUCACAGACUACUUAUAUUAGACUUUUUUAGAGUUUUUUUUUUAUUUUCGGCAAUACGUAAUGUAACUAGAUAUUUUGUACAAAUCUCGUAUCCUUUAUAUUCCCGGCACGAUUUUCGAAGUCCUUGUACAUAAUAUUACACUCCUUAUAGAGUGUAAUAUAAUAAUAUGUGCGUAUAGUGGUGCGGUUUAUUCGCCGGGCGAAAGGAAAAAAAAAAAAAUACCGACUAUAAAUAUAAUAUGUUCGGCCACGAGUUCGGGGUGUCUGUGUAUACUGCCAAUCAGUCUAAGUAGCAGACCGUCUUGUUAUUAUGCAGCGAGCUUGGCUCAUUACCCGAUAAGUGUAUAAGUUAUCGUACACUCAUGUUUUUGAAAUCAACCACUCGCUGACCCAGUAUACCUAUACGUGUGUGUGUGUGAUUGAACAUUGCUAUUCCCUACCCCGUGUAAUCCAUAUAUUACUCGUGUUUUUAUCUCUCCGACGUCUAAUGAAUUAUAGAUUGAACCGUCGUCGUCGUCGCACCGUGUGCGAUUUUUUUCUUUCCUCCACCCCGAUCAUCUCCGAGAUUCUCGAUUAAACGUUAUACACAACCACCGCUACCACCAACUCCCAACCCCUGAUACACUCUCGCGGGACCGCAAUAUAAUAGCUAAACACAGUCCUGCUGCUCGCUGACUAACGCUCAAAGCCAACGCAGAUAACCCUGUUUACCUGUUUUAUUUAUAUUAUUGCUAUACAUGUGAUUUCAGGCUGUUUGGGUCACGUCUCUCGCCCCUUACGUCGUAUUGUUUAUGUUGCUGUUCCAAGGUAUCUCGUUACCGGGCGCCGGAGAAGGAAUACGAUACUAUCUAACGCCGCAGUGGCACAAACUCGUCAACACCAAGGUGCGGACAACAAAUCCGAAAACUUGUCGGUUUAUUGUUAUCGAGCGGUAUCCGCGGUAUAUUUUAUUCGUACGGAUUUUAUAUAUAUACAUAUAGGUAUGGAUAGACGCGGCGUCGCAAGUGUUCUUCUCGCUGGGUCCAGGGUUCGGUACCCUGCUCGCUCUGUCCAGUUACAACAAGUUCAACAAUAACUGCUACUGGGACGCCAUUUUGACCAGUUCAAUAAACUUCCUCACUAGUUUCCUGGCCGGUUUUGUAAUAUUCACCAUGCUCGGCUACAUGGCGCACGUUCAAAACAAGAGCAUAUCCGAAGUGGGCACCGAAGGUAAGUCUCAAGAUAUUAGGUCUUCGUGAUCACUCUAUUCACUUAAUUUCUUUUGACUUACAGGCCCGGGUUUAGUGUUCAUAGUCUACCCAGAAGCCAUUGCCAUGAUGACCGGCUCGGUCAUGUGGGCCAUAAUAUUCUUCUUGUUACUUAUUACAUUAGGUACUGUAUUAUAAAAUGUAUAAAUAUUAUACAUUAAUUCUAUGUUAUAAAUAAAUUUUGUGUUUAUUUUUAGCAAUGAGUUAGAAAAAAAAUUAUUGACUGAUACUUUUUCACAGACAUUUUGAUAAAUCAUAAUGUUGAGAUAUAUUUGCAUUCCACGACUUCGAAACGUUUUUAUACUAUUUCAUAAAUUAUUUUGUAAUAAUAAAAGUUGAAAAUUGUAAUAAUUAUUCUACUUUAUCAGAUAUAGUCGUAAUCAGUGGUAUAACCAGGAUUUACCAAUGAAGGGAGAUUAGGGGUCUAAGAGGUUUAGAGGUCUACAACUUUCUUAAAUUUACUCAUAUCUGAAAAAAUCAGUAAGGGAAGGGGAAGUUACACAACCCGAAAACCCCUGGCUAUGCCAAUGAUCGUAGUUUUCUGAACAGAAAAAUACCAAUCCGGUGAUCGUCUGUAAACGUAAUAUCUCUUAUCCUAUGUAUUGAUUUCUGCAAUAAACAUAACAGCUAGAUUAACACGCUGAUUUUUCCUGUAAUAAGUCGAUUAAACAACCGAAUAAAAUAAUUACAUUCACAAUUUGCUAAAUAUCGGCAACCUUUGAGAAAUCGACAGUUCGGUACGUGAACCAUAAUCUUGCAUUAACCACGAUCGUGAUUGGACUAUAUUAUUAAUUCUAUAGUUAGGUCUAAAAACGAAAUAAUUGUUUCGCUUGUCAGUCGAUUUAUUCCAUUGGGACACCCUCGUUAACUUCCUAUAGCCGUAUAUAAUACCCAUAGACCAUAUAGGUAAUUAUCGACUGCACAUUUAACUCCCAUCUCUUAUUGCACGGCUACUAGACAUUAAGUAAAAGAGAUACAAAUAUGUAUACAUUAUAAUAUUAUAAUAUUUUUUCCAUGAUUAGUUUAUCCAAUAGUGCUUUUGUUCAAUAUAGACCUAUUUUUUCUCUCGCUAUGCGCGAUCCAUAGCAGUAAAUAUUAACCAUGGUUUGCAUGGCGGCAUAUGCGUGCGUAGACUUCUGUGGCAGGUAUGGCUAAAUUUCAACUAACUAUACCCACCCUCCCGUGGCUAUAACUCAAAAAAAAUUGUAGACAUUUUUCAUAAAAACUUCAAGAGUGACUUCUUGUUGAUGACUGGCAAAUGUUAACAUCAAUUUUUUAUUACGAUCACGCAUACGAUUCGUCGUCAUCAAUAAUUAUUUAAGGAAAUCGCCGAAUAAAAUAAUUUAAAAAAUUCAGAACUAAUAACAUAUAGUCACAUGAUUUAAUAAAAUGAAAAUAUUAAAAAUAAAUUGCUAUUUAUAAAUAGUUCAUACAUUCAUAGAUUUAUACAUUUAAUGUAUUCAUACACAAUGAAUACAAUACAUACAAAUAUUUCUCCCGUCUAAUGAAAAAUAAAUACUGUACAUAUUAGGUAUACUUUAUAUUUUAUAAUAUUAUUCUAAGACUUCCAAUUUCUUUAAUUUUUUAAUUCGUCAAUAAUUUGUGGCAGAUCCAGUCGAUCCGGGACGAGGUGACCAGUAGUUUUUUAAUAAUUUUAUUUCUUUCGCAUUAAAUAAAAUAAAGUUUAAAAAUAUAAAAUAUCUUCACUAUUCUGAAUCGUAUACGGUUAUAAUAAGUAUAAUUUGAUAUACUUAUGUAUAGUACAGGUAGUAACACAAUUUGGUAGUUGGUUGUAUACUUUCUAUAUGUUUAGUUUCUUGAAUAAAUAUAUAAACACUUAAAAAUUAAAAACCCUAUAAUUAUUUUUAGUUAAAGUUACAACUUCAUAAGUCACUCAGUAUCUACCCACGUAUAAAAAAAGACUAAAAAAAGGUGGGAUUAUAGAGCCCAAUCAGAUAUACCUGUGCGCACAACUAUGCGUGUAGGUCAAAGUGGCUGAAAAGUGAUUGGAUGGACGGGAGAAUUAAUUUUAAUAUUAUGCAUAAUAUCACCAAAAGGGAUUUUUUCACAACGGCUCCGAUUGUGGUUAUUAGUGAUAAAUACCUAAUCUGUGUACUACAGAAUUGAACGAUAUUUUGAAUAUAAUCGAUCGUGUCUUUCGAAGAUCCGUACAAAAUAAUUAAUUAAUCAAUAUAUUUUAUUUACGGAGCUAUGUGUAUGUGCGAUUUUAUAGGUUUGGACAGUACAUUUGGCGGUUUGGAAGCGAUCAUAACCGGUCUUUGUGACGAAUAUCCGAACGUAUUAAAGAGACACAGAGAAUUAUUCGUGGCCGGUUUAGUAGCGGUGAUUUACAUAUUAUCGUUGCCGACCACUACAUACGUAAGUGAAACAAUUUUAAAAUUUUGAAACCAUAUUGUUAGAAUGGACAUGAUGGGUGUAAUAGACUAAUAUUUUAUAAUGAUAUACGUAUUUAAAUUUUAUUUUGUAUAACAAUUAAUGGGAGUAAUAUUAUAAAAUUCGACAAGGCACUUUUAAAUCGGUUUAUUUUUUUUUUUUUAGUGAUGGAUAUUCUCGAAUAGUUUUUACUACCGAAGGUUUCAUUCGAAUGUUUUCUCCAUAAGCGAAUCGAUAUAAACGUAUCGAAUUUAGUUCGAAUGCGAUCAACUAUAUAAUAAUGUUAUAUACGAAUAGUUCAAUAUAGUUACUAUUCGGUUAUGUCCAUCAGUAAUUUUUUUUAUAAUAUACGUUUGAUAAACAUUUAAGAUAAAUGAUAGCCGUAUCAAAUUGAAACUAACCUAUAUUGAUUUCAACUUAAUGGACACGCCUAUUAACCGCAGAAAUAAGACAAUGAGUAGGUACUCGGAAAAUCGACUUAGUAAACUAUAUAACAUUAAAUCUUUAUCGCUAUAAUAAAUUUAAUGUGAUGGCAACUUUAUUCGACGUGACGGUUGAUUUACACUGUAUUCGAUUUUCAAAAGAUGUAUCUCAUGGAUAAUUAUUUUAAACAUUUCCCGUCGUCAAUCAUUGUGAUGAUUAACAAUUGAGUGAUGAGUACCUAUAUUAUAUGAGUUUUUAUUAUACACAGUUUAAAUGUUCAGUGUAAUAAUAUUAAUAAAAUUAUCAUUUUUGGAAUUAUCUUAUAGCAAAACGGGUUUGUUUUAACGUCAUUGAAAAAUUAAUACACACAUUUUAUUUAGUAUCGACACAUAAUUAUUUGCGUAGGACUUUAAAUUUCAGAAGUUCAAAUUUAUUUUUGGGAUUUAGUGCUUGGAAUAUGAUGGUAAUUCAAUUAUAAAAUAAUAACAAUAUCAAUAUUUAAUUUACGCAAUCAUUUCUUGUACGACUAUACGAAAAUAAUAAAAUACAAAAUAGUAAAUAUUGACUCGUGACACGGUAUUUAUAUUAUUAUCAUUAUUAUUCCGACAAAAGUUUACUUGACGAUAAAAUGUUCGACUCAUUGUUAUGGGAGAAAUUUGAAUCGUUUGCAGCACAUUCAUAAAAACGUUAAAGAGUAUUUGAAACGGUUAUUUUCUCUCGUUUUCUAAUUACAAAUACACAGUAUAACAUUUCAGAAAAAUUGUCUGUUUAUCAUUCUGACUGAAGUGAAAAAGUGAUAAAAAUUCUGAUAAUAGAUUCGAAUCCCGGGGUUUUUGAAUUGACUUCCAAACAUAGGUAGUCCAUAUUUUUACUUAUUGAAUUGGCUCCCAAGAUUUAGUUACUGAAUUGGCUGCCUUGACAUUUAUUUCAUAAAUACAUUGGUUAUCAAAAUUGUUCAAAACAAUAAAUGAAUAAAUAAUAAUUUAAAAUGUAAAUAUUACAUUUUAUAGAGUUAAAUGAAAAUAUCAAUAUUAAAGUUCAAUUAAAAUAAUAAUAAUUAUAAUAAUUAAAUUAUAUUAUAAAUAAUUUAAAAUAUAAAUAAUAUUAUUUAGUAGACUUAAAUUUGUUAGCUAGUGCUUGUAGAUAUAAUGUGCAUGUAUAGAUUUUACACCAACUUCUUAUAAUAAUUUCAGUAUCUGCUUGAACACUAUAUAAUACAUUAAGGAAAUUGUAAAUAUUUGGGUGUGAUGAAUAAAUUGGGAAUUAAAAUUAAAAUGAAAAGAUUCACAUGAAUUAAUUUUCCUUUUUCACUUUUUAUUUUUUCGACCAAAGCGCUCAAUAAUUAAAACUGUUCAUAUAUAUAAAUACAAACGACGAACUGUGAUUUCUGUAUUGUGCGAUAUCAGAUCCAAUUAAUUUUAAGCACUCAAUAAUUUGAUAUAGCAAUUUUUAUUAUAGUUAAAUCGUGACCGUUGAACGUGAAUCGGCUUAACGAUUAGAUCAUUUUUAGUAGUAAUCCAGCACUAUGUUGCUAAAAAUAUUAAUUUCACAUAGGUACUUUUUUUAUUUUGAGACUUAUUUUUACACUUGUUUAAAAUAUUAUUAAAAGCCAAUUCAAUAUUAUGUUUCUUGAGAGCUAAUUCAAUGACCACCUUGAAUUUAUCGUGCGAUUUAUCAAUUAUAUUGGGUCAGACUAUUUUUUUAAAUUAAAUUAAAUUUUUAGAUUUAAAUUUUUUAUUUAUACACAUUUUUAUACAUUUUCAAAUCAAACUUUUGGAAAUUAAAGAUCGAAAUUCGAAAAAGUGGUUUGGUCGAUAUCGUGUUAUUUAGGUUCAUGUUGAAUUAAAAUCCGUUUUCAGAAUUCUGAAAAUGAGGCCCAGAAAAUAUAAGAGACGUUGGUCUGAGUGACUGAGUGUAUAAACCAUCGUUCCAUAGCAAAUAAAUGUUACAGUAACCCGCGGGAGACUAUUUAAAUUUUAGAUAAUAAUCAUAAUUAACAGUAGACUCGGUUCAUCUGCCUCCUCCCUCCCCCAAAAUUCGAGCAUACAAGAAGAUUUUAGCCGGUAAAAUAAAUCCGAAUAAUACUCGCGAGUAUACACAACAGCAGUCUGUUAUAUUUGUAUUUUGUUACAUAUAUGUUUGUUUAUUAUUGUAUACCUAUUAUUAUAUUAUGCAGUGCUCGAAUUGGACAAAUAAACGACAAGGGAUUAAGAGACUUAAACAAAAUUAGCGUCCCUCGCAAUGAGUGAAUUCAAGUAUUCAACCUGAUCCGCGGCAGUCUUUGAAAUGUUAAAUUUUCAAACAUUUUGGAUUGAUCAAAAAAUUAUACUUACAUAAAUCGAAAAAUAAAACAUGAAAAACGUGAUUUUACGAUUUUCAUUAAGAUUCGAACUUUAAACGAGUACAUAAUAAUACUUCUAUCAUAUCGUUAUCAUACACUAUAUUAUAAUAUCUUCUAUAUUCAAUCGCUAUUCAUUGAAAUACUUUUUUCUUUUCCCAGAUUUAAAUCGAACGAUUUCGGAGAAGUCGGAGUGCACUUAUAUAAGUACCCAUAUAUAAUAUGCGUGUAUAGUAAAUGGCAUUUUCAAAAGGGGUUUAUUUACAUCUCGGACACCCGAAAUCCACACAUCCGGGUAACCAUUCCGGCAUAUAGGUACUCCCGUUUUACCGCGUUUAUUUGUUUUGUGCUCGCACGUCGUCCCAGACUCUUGAAAACGCUUUUAACGCCGUUCUGUGGCCCGAAUAAUUCAAAUUAGAAUCCGUCGAUAAAAAAAUGUAUAUUUCAGUAUAAUAUGGUAUAUCUAAGUAGGUUUAAACCGGAAGAUUUUCAGACGGCCAAAGACAAAUAUUUGGUCUUUCGAUUUGUAUGGGUACAAUCACAAUAGUAUAAUUUACAGUUUGAUUGCGACAACUCCGCAACGGUUUUGAAUAGCGAAAUUCAACGAAUAUUUCGUAAAUUAUAAAACAUAAAUUAAAUCUGGUAUAAGUACAAUUUUUCGUAUACACAUAAUAUAUUUAUCACUGUGAACUUGUGUUUCCACUGUUAUUAAUAUUAUAUAAAUGCACAUCACGAAUUGAUUUCAAUGAGUAUACUCGAUCCACUUUAGAGUUGGAUAUUAUUUGUUAAACCGAAAAAUGUUUUAUCUGAAUCGUUGCAGUCUUGAACCGGAUUACAAUUUAUAUUAUUACGUUUUUCGCUGCCAAUCGGCCGAAACCGGUCGGUUAGCGUACGGGUACGUACAUACAUGACGUAUACCUAUCGGCUACUCGUCUCUCGCCUUUUUAUUUCUUCCGGGUCUCCGCGCUAAUCUCCCGUUUGUCUACAGACCCCGCAGUCCCUCCGAAUCGUCGGCCCCGUCAUUUCAAAUGCUUUUAACGGUGGCGAAUCGCAGGUUUAUAUAUAUAUAUAUGUAUAUGAUAGAAGCAAUAAAACGAAUGUCGUGUACCUAAGCGCCGAAAUAUCGCGCGGUCGCGGUCGCGAUGACGGCGGAGCGAGCGAAUCCAAUAAUUCUCGACAGGUCGAAAGUCGGCGGCGGCCGGUCGUUAAUUCUCUCCGCGUAUACGCACUCCGUAGCGCCGUACUUCUCGAGACCGGUCGGCCGCUAAUGGCCCGACGUUUAUAGACACGCCGCUCUCCGGUCGGACGCUUAAUGUACGGCGGCGGCAAUACGACAACGACGGAGUUUUUUUUUUUUUCCUCUUGUUUCCCAUACACAAUUUAUAUUAUAUCGCGCGUAUAUACCAGUAAGUGAGCGGGCGAGUAUAUCGUCGGGGGGAGGGCGCGCGCGUUCGCCGCGCGAGGGGAGUGUGGGAGAGCCGAGGGCGCGACGACAGUAUGAGUUGCCGCCGACUGUAACGAUAACCCCGCCGCACAUACGGCCGGACGGAAUGAUAACAAUAAAACGUGUACACACCUCUGCACCGCGGCAAUAUAAUAUAUUACGUACAAUGCCAUUGAAGCCGAUCGGCAUUUUUUCCCGGGUGACUUUUAUUUUUUCUCCGCUCCAUCGUCUUCGUCUUCUUUUUAGCUUUAAAAAAAAAAACCCUCCCCCCCCUCCCUCUGAACCCGGCGGCCGUAUAACGUAAUAUUAUGCAAGCGAAAUAGUCCCGCUGCAGUUCGUGUUUGUUAGACGGCGCGUAUACAUUAUAUAAAUAUACUAUUGUAUAAUAAUAUACUAUUAUACCGCUGUGCGAUACGACGAUGCCUUUAAUGCUUUUAAAAAUGUCGUAUAUAUUUAUCGCUCGUGUUUUAAUAGUCCUUUGAAUUCCAUUAGCAUUCCAUUUCACCCACUCUGAAACAAUAAAAUACCUAUACGGAAUGAAUGUGUAUACUCCAAGAGUCUACGAGUUUAGAAAUAGGUGAAGCGUAUUAUUAUGAACGGGCGCUGCUAUAUUACUAUAAUAGUUAUAAUCAUUUUAUCGGUUAGUGAUUUUUUUAUUGUUCGUUGGUUUUUUUCCUGACAAGGAAACAAAUUUUCGGUUAGCAGACACGCUCCGAUUUUUUUAUGGCACACAUUUUAUAAAAUAUGCGGAUUUUUAUUAUUUGAACAAAUUUUUGAAAUUUCUAAUUCUUUUUCCAAAAAAUCGUUUUUUACGUUAUUUACUUAUUUACUAUUACUUAUUUUUGGUAACACUUUUUUAACCGAAAUCGAAGUACAGCAACAAUUCAAAAACACAGAAAUUAUUUCUCUCUAUUGCUAUUUGCUACAAUAGCUUACUAUAGUAUCUAUAUACUCUAUAACGUCUCUUACGUUAUAAUACGUUAAUUAUUAUUCACGAUUACAAAAUUAAAUGAAUAAAAUAGUAACUAUAGUAAUAUUAGAUUAAAGAUAAUUCCGUGUCAUUUUGUUCUGCAAACGUAUAAUGUUUUACUUCGGAAUAUUAAAGUGAAAAUUGAAUUUAUUAGCGAUUACUAUUUUUAAGCCCAAUUUAAUAGAAUUAAUUCUCCAUUUUAACUUAGUUAAAUUUAUUCAGAGAGAUUAGCGAUAGAUGUUCUAUAUUAUAUAGUACUAUACAUAUUGUUUGAAAUGUUUAGACUGUCACUAUAUAGUCCUGAACACAACAUUGUUUAUCUCAACCUGAUGCAAUAGAAACAAGAAAUGACAAUACAAUAUGUUAUUAAAAAAAAAAAAAAAAGGUUGAUGUGUACAAAGGAAACCGUCUUAUUGUUAUUUUUUUUUAAUAUCUUAGAUUAUUAACACUUGGAGAUUUUAACCCAUUAUAUUUUUUACUUAAUCCGCAUGCACAUUAAAUAGCUAUUUAAAUGUAUUAUAUACAUAGUAUAUAGGUACUUAAUAAACCUCUUUCUGAAAUGUUCUAGAAUUACAAAUAAACGAGAUAACAUUACCGAAUAUAAUAGCGUGAUAGAUAACUAUUUACAACGCAAAAAACCUGCUACUAUAUGUAUACAUAUAUUUGCAAUUUGUAUACAAACUUACAUUCGUUUAAGACAAAAUAAUUAUUGUUUUAGCUGCACGUACUUUUUUAAAUUAAAUCGCAAUUACAAAUUCCAACCGUCGAAUUUAUUUCACCAAUUAAAACUGACUAAACUACAGCAAUAAUAUUACGCUAACUCUUACGUAUGGAUAGAAUGUAUUGACAACAGAAGGGAUACUGAGAACCAUUCAAAUCAAAGUAUGGAGGAUAAAAUGUGGAUUGGUUUAUAAUAUUACAAAUGCGUGCAAAUUAAUGGAGAGGAAGUUUAAGAUAAAGAAGUGCAGACAAAUUGGUUUAACACCAGUUUGCCAGCUAUACGAGUACAUAGGUUUAAAAAAAUACAGUGUCGGUUAGGACACACAACGAGAAGAAUCGAAGAUAAUAACACGAGGGCAGUUGUGAUGUAGAAGUCAGAAGGGAAGAGACCCCCAAGGUAGACCACGGUUAAGUUGAAUAGAGGUAGUAAAAGGAGAUCUUAAAAUCCUAAAAAUAAUACACAUGGUUUAAACAAAUAUUUCAAGACCGUAAGCUAUAUGAAGGGAUAUCCGGAUUUAAUGCUGGCGACAAAGACUCGAGCUUUCAAAAAAGUUAUAAAUGUCAAUAAUAAUAUAAUAACAAAAACUACAUCAAUUUGUGGGAUGUUUUAUAGUGCAGGUUGCACGUGGUAAUCAAAAGUAGGUAACCAUCAUUAAAAUAAAGGCAAUAGUAGCGCACUUGAGUUUUUAAAUUCCCAAAAAAAUGAAUAUAUUGUUUCGAGAUAAUGAGAUUGUUACGAAACAAAUCAUUCUGUAUGAUAUCGAUUUCAGGAUUUAUUGUAAAUAUAUUUAUUUAUUUAUUUAUAUUGUUAAAAUUAAUAUUUUAUGUUCACCGUAUUAUCAAAACGUAUACAAUAUUAUAAUAUGAUUUACAUUUGCGUUUUAGGGCGGAGUACACUUGAUUACAUUACUGAAUGUAUUUGGACCCGGUAUCGCCAUACUAUUUGUAGUAUUCGUUGAAGCUGCAGCGGUUUGUUGGGUUUAUGGCGUUGACCGGUUCGCGAAUGAUAUCGAAAUGAUGAUUGGACAUAGGCCCGGUUUGUUCUGGAGAUUGUGUUGGUGUUACAUAAGUCCCGCAUUUUUAUUGGUAAUUACAAUCGAACCAGAUAAAUAUAUUACUAUCGUUGUAUUUGUAUAGGUAAAUUGUCUUUAACGAACGGUCGUUUAGACUAUCCGCUAUUUUUUUGUUUUUUUUUUUUUUUAUCGCAGGUAUAAAGAUAAACUGUAAUUUUCUCGAUACAUAAUUUCGCUCGCCAAUUAGUUCAAAAAAUUAAAAAUAAAACCUGUUAGAAAAUGGCACAUUUCCGGACACUUUAAACGAUUACUGCAAGAACUAGGAAGUGAUCAUACCGAAAUCCCGAAUGAUCGGUCAUUCCUACAGUUCAUCCACUCGUACCUUAUCAGAAAGGAACCUCCAUUCAGAUGCAAUAAUUGUCAAUAUUUUAAAUUCUAUAAACAAUGCACAAAAUCUGAGUCCUUAUAAUUAUUUUCUUCUUUUUUCAGCUGUGAAAUAUUGUUAACUCACAUGCAGGGACUAAAUAAAAACCAUAAGUCGUUGAAACUUUUUCAAAUAAAUUUAAUUAAAAAAAAAAAAAAAAGCGUAUUAAAUGUAUUUUGGAAUUUAAUACGAUGUAAUAUAAUUAUUAUAGCAUAGACCAACAAAGUCAAGAUCAACAAUGAUAAUAUUUUCUGUGUUUACCGUGUAUAGGUGAUUUUCGUAUUCUCGAUACUGGGCUAUAAGGACAUGAUGGCCGGCGGCAGUUAUAACUAUCCGGAUUGGAGUAUCAACAUGGGAUGGCUGAUGACCGCAUCUUCAAUCAUGUGCAUACCUGCGUAUUUCCUUUACAAACUGUACAAAACGCCCGGAACAUUUAUGCAGGUUAAUGAUAAAAAUCGCAUACCAUAUCUUUGGUCCUAGAAAAGAAGGGCUUCGCAUUUUUUUUAAAAACUAAUUUUUCUUAUAUUUAAUUUCUUCCUCUUUUUUCGGUUAUUUUGACAUAAAAUGUACAUAUAUUCUAAAACAUGCUAAACUUAUACAUAAAAUUAAAAUAUAUUAAGUCACUACAAUCAAUAAUUAAAUGUACUAGUAUAAAGUACUACGUAAAUAUAUUACUUAGUACAACGAAUCCAUGCUAUGGUGCAUUUUUUGUUUGUUAAGAAAAGAUUUAAGUAAUAUUUCUUAUUUAGAAAUUUAACCAUUUACCAAUAUUGUAUGCCAUUAAGCAAUUCUCAACAUUUAAUUUGGUUGUAAAACUAUACACAAUUACCCUUCUUCCCUGGGACCGAACAUUAUAUUAUACAAUAUAUCUAUUGCCAAAUAAACAGGUAUAUAAGGGUUAUGAUGGUAUUAAUAUUGAUCAUUGAUGAUGAAAUGAGGUGCACUACCAUAAGUAUCAUGACUAUCCAGUGGUGGAUUUAGCGCCAGGAAAAGUAGGCAGUUGCUUAGGGUGGUAAAUUUUUAGGGGUGGCAAUUUUACGCCAAUAAUUUAUUGAGAAUGUUAGUUUUUUUUAGAUUUUGUAAGGUAGUUUUUAAUCUUUACAACUGAAAAAAACUACCUAUCAAUAAUUUAUAGUAAUAAUAAUUCAUAAUUCAUAAUCCAAAAGUUAAUUCAAUUUUAUGCAUAUUUAUCAUAUGUUGGCUAUUACACACUACGUGUACAAAAAUAAAACUUUUUUCUAUCCGAAUGAUAGAACUGGAAUAAUAUUUUUCUUUGUAACUAUAUGAAAUAGAGGGCGGCCGAUUAGAAAAUAGGUAUUAUCCAUGCGUUUAUUCUGAUUAGACAUUCGAUUAUUUUCAACACAACUUUCAAGGCAGAUAGACGUAUUAUUCGGAUGUUAAAUAAGUACUUAAAAAUUCGUUUUCUCAUUGAUAAGUUUAAUGGGGCGACAAAAUAAAAUUUGCCUAGGGGCGGCAAUUGUGUAAAUCCGUCUCUGUGACUAUCGCUGGGAGUCCGGGAAAAGUGGGAAAUAUUAGCCGACGUGUCUGUCUAUUAUGUUUAUUAUUAUUACGAAUUAUGAUUAUUAUACCCAUAUACAAUAUUUUGUACGUAUUUUUAUUUUUAUAAAAUGUAUAAUAUAUAUAUAUAUAUAUGUAUUCGUGACGCAGAGAAUCAAAUUGGUUAUGAAACCGGAAGACCCGGAACCGGACGACCGGAACAUGGUGGCCGCUGUACACGGUGUCGGCGCAGGAGGCGGCACGCACGUUUGACUCGAAUGGCUCGUUUGAUGUAAAAUCACACACAAACACACACUUAUUUAUACACACACACAUACACACAAACACACAUUUACACAUACUCAAAUACAAUACAAUUGUAUAGUAUUUGUUCACACACACACACACACACACACACACACACAUACACACACGCACACGCAUACGCACACAAACGUACUCGCAAACAAUUUAAAUUAGUAUCUAAAGAAUAAUUUUAGCGCAAGUAUAAUUGUAGUGCUUGGGAUAAUGCAGAAUUUCUUGUUUCUUAAUUUCGUUAAAUCACAGCUUCGUAAGUUAGUUUCCUAUAUUUGGAUUGCUCUUUAUAUAAAGAAAAAAAAAUAUGUCUGCAUAACCGCUAUCGAAAACUAAGUAUUUUAUCGUAGUGGUGUAUUUUUAGCGGACUUAAUGUCUUAUUACAAAUAUUAAAAAAAAAAAAAAAAUAGUAUACGAAUAAGGUUAAUUCAUUAUUUUAUUAUAGAUUACUUAUCAUAAUAUAUUAUAACACUUAUAACAAUAUAUACAUUUUAAUCAUAUUAUAAUAUAAUACAUCUAAUAAUAAUAUUUUAAUAUCGUUGUAGUAGAUACUUACUUAAAAUGUUUAAGUCUUAUGAAACAAAAUGUUCUGAUCGCCAAUAUUCAAGAUAUUAUAAUAUGAAUAAUGCCGUGUUGUACACGAACGACAACAACACUCAUAUACUUAAGUUGUAUAACGUAUAAUAUUUUGGUUUUUAAUAAUAUUUACCCUGUAUAAUUUAUGUAUUUAAGUGUAAUCUAUCAAGCGUUGGGUCUUACAUAUAUUAUGCACACAAUAUAAUAUUCUUGUUUUUUAGUCCAGGCUCACGCAACGCCUGUAGAUAUACUUAUAACGGUAGUGCUGCACGAUAUUAUCUAUUACUUAUAUUAUUAUAGUAAUUGUGUAUUUAGAAUAAAUAGCAUUAAGUAUAUUAUGCAUUUUUACAAUAUUUACUGAUGAAUUCCGAUUAUCGCGCAUGUAUAUGUACCUAUAAUAAUAUAAAUAAUAAAACUCACCGUGUAGAUCUUUUUCGAGAUAAAGUCAGUUGGUUGGUUAACAAGUUAGCGUUAGCUGUAUACGUUCAUGUGUAAGUUUGUACACUGUUAUUGUAGUUGUAACUUGUAAGUGUUUGAAGCUCGAAUAUAAAACAAAAAUAAAAAACAAAUGUCCGAAAUAGGUUUUUCUUCGCUGGUAUAUAGCUAGGUGCGUAGUCUGAUAUGAUACCUGAAUAGAAAACUGAAUAAAAUAUCAAUAGACUUUCGUUUAAAAUAUUAUAAUAACGCGACAUAGGUAAUAACACUAUUAUUAUUAUUAUUAUUACUACUAUAGGUAUUGUACCUAUAUUAUAUUGUUAUAAAGGUUUAACUAUUAUUAUAUAAUUACUUAAAACGUUUUAUAGCAUAGGUAUAUUACAUAUAGGUACUUAAAAUAAUAAAUAAAAUCGCGGUCUGACACUCUUGCGGUAUACAUAUAAAUAUUAUAAUACAACUUAAUUAUUAUUAUUAUUAUUAUUAUUACUAUUCUAUUUCGAUUAUUAAUUAUUAUUAACGCGUGUGUACUUAAUCGUAAUAUUAUUAAUCCAUCUUAAGUAUUAAUUAGUAUUAUUAAUUUGUGCCUCGCAAAAACACUAAUAUUUGAAUAAAAGAUAGAGUUUGAACCCCCUCCUCCACCAAAUGGUCUUGAAAUAAUAUAAUAAAUUCUCGAAUUUCCAAAACGGACUCUUUUCAUUCUAAAACGCAGUAGUUAUUACUUGUUAUAAUAUUACUUCCAUAUACUUUUCAAACAACUAAUUAACUCGUAGUUUAGGGCCUUUAUAACAAUAAACAUUAAGACUUACUAUACAAAUAUUAUAUUCUACACAUGUUACUACUAUUUCGACGUGUUUUACGAUUAAUUAUUAAUAAUUAUUACUACUAUUAUUCAUUAUUAACAUUUUAAACUUAUAACAAUAACUUAUAGUAGUUUUAUAUUACCAAUACUAUUAUGCUAAAUGAUACUCAUUAAAUUAUAAUAAUAUUAUAACAAUUAUUGUGGUCUGACACUAUUUACUAAUAUUAUUAAUUAUAAUUAAUCAUUAUCCAUUACUCUUUAUAAAUAUAAUUAACUAUUAUUAAUCAUUAUAUAUUACUAUUAUAAUAUACUACAAUAUAGUAUACAAUCAUUUUUUUUUUUAUUACUGCCAAGUUAUACGAACAUUAUAUACUGCUUGGUUAUAAUAGCUUGUAAACGAUAU